Pelobates cultripes (western spadefoot toad) is the source of this 48310-nucleotide messenger RNA. Lineage: Eukaryota; Metazoa; Chordata; Amphibia; Anura; Pelobatidae. The record is from the annotation of a GenBank genome assembly.
CGCCCACGCCUGCACACACAUACAUUGUAACAUAAACUAACACAACGUUCCACUUCCAUACAUCGUUUUUACAGGGGGCGUUUAGCUCCUGGAUGUAAAUUAAAUUCUCUCCAGUCAGACAGAUACACAAGGGUGAUAUCUCACAGACAGAGGACGCACUAAGCAUAUGAGUGGCACAUAAAGUGGAUGCAGAUGGCAUACUUGUUUGGUAAGUAAUAUAAAUUCAAAAUAUGUUGGUUUUUUUUCUGAAUAUGAACUGUGUGCUGGGAUUAUACAGGGUUAACCUCUCUUCUCUCAUUCUCCCUCUCUCUCAAAUAUUUUUCGUAUGUCGCAAUUUCUUAUCUUUCUCCUCUUUGUUUUCUGAUUUAAUGUUCUAACAAAGAUGUGUGUAUAUAUUACAUAGCAUUCACUAAACACCUCUUGGUGAGCUGCUAACCAAAUUGUAACAUUCGAGCUCAGUUAGUCAAGCUGGCAGUAUAGCUAAGCUUGGAAAUUUCCCCAAUCAGCUAUUUUGGGCUAACUUUUGCAAUGGUUUUUUUUUUUAAAUUCACUGUAAUGAUCAGUAAACUUCACACAAAACUCAGCAUCUUUUUAUUUUAUUUUUUUGUUCUUUUUUUAAUUCGGAGGAAAAAAGCUGUAAUGCAUGUUUGCUGACCCCAUUCACCAAUGCAAUGUAUAAUAUUAAUAUUUUGGGGGUAACCAGUUUAUUCAAUGCAUUGUUCUCUGUUCUUAUUGUGUUGCAAUGACUGUGUGAUUGGUGAACAAUGCAUCUCUUUCAAAAAAGGGAUAAGAGUCUGCACAAGGCAUAUUUAAAUUGUUUACACUGAUUUAUGUGCUAUCUUUUUACAAAAUAACUCACUAGAGCAAGCCAGGAUGUUUUUUUCUGUGGUGUCAAAUUAUGUUGCUAAAGUAUGUGCAUUUUUGUGCAGUACUCCCCCUCCCCCACUCCAUUAUGUAUUAAACUCAGAAUUCUAUCAUUGCUGUUAUGGUUGAAUGGCUAAGCUUUAUCCCGAAGGUUAUUAUUAAUAUUAUUAUUAUUUUAUUAUUUAUGUUCAGGCAUUAACAUUGUUUGCCCCAUCCCCCAAUUAUUACCCUCAAAUCCUUUUAUCUUAUCUAUGUGAUAAACUAACAUUCUGGCAGAAGUGGUCUUGGUUGUCUUAGAAAAUAUAUAUAAAACAGUAGUGGAGUUUAGUAAAUAAAUUGGGAUUUGUGGAGAACUGAAAAGGAAAGGAUAUUGUAAUUAUACAACUAUUUGUCCAUCUUGGCUUUUAUGACCCAGGGUUUAUCUUGUCAAUUAAUCCACAAAUCGUAGUUUACUGAAUAAACAUCACCUUUCAACACAAAUAUUACCAGUUAACCAAUAACACUUGGCAUUAAAUCAGACUUUUACAUUUUGGAACUUAGUAUCUGUGAUUUAGUUUAUCGAUUAUUAGCAAUUGGUAAUUUAUGUUGAAUAAUCAAAAUUUAUGUUCAAUUGUACGACAUUCACAUUUUCUAAUUUGAAAUUGUAGGCCAUAUUAGAAAAUUAGUCCUGUUUCCAGCUAACGUAUUUUGUCAUAAAAUGUGAAACUUUCUUUCAUAUUUAGUUCUCACCAAUGGUAAAGUUGAGUGAUUUAUAUUGUGGGUACGUUUUGGCAGGGCUUUCUUCACCUGCUGUUCUCGUAUGCCAUAUAUGUUUUUUAGUUUUGUUAGAAUUAUAGAUCUGUCUUGUUUCCGAUUGUACAGAGCUGCGGAAUAAGUUGGUGCUAUGUAAAUAACUGUAAUUGUAAAUAUGCAGCGAGCAACCACCAAACCAGGAAGUGACUGAAAACCACUUCAAUGAUAUGUACAAUGUUCUCAUAGAAAUCCGUGGUAGCUCCUUGAUCUAACAUUUCUGUGUGAGCAUUGUACAUGUACAUUAAAGUCUUGCACAGUUUUAUUAUAUGACAUUUGUAAUUCAAUGGUCUGCAUUCUAGGUUCGGCUGUUACAAUAUAAGUUUCAUGCAGGGAAUCCAUAAAUCAGACUAUUUCAUAAUAAUACAGUUAGAACUGGUGAUGUCGUGUACAGCUGGCCAUUAAAAUGGAACUGUCACUUCACUGGAAAUUACACUAUUGAAUAGAAAAUUGAAAAUCACCUAUACCUUGCAAUAACCUGUUUUUCAUGAGAUUCUCUUGUUUUCUUUUAAAUUUGUUUUAAAGAAUUGGAAAAAUAUGUCGCAGUCCAGGCAUAGUCAGGGCAUACAUUAUAAAUAACAGUAAGAAAUAGAGACAUCGUUCAAUGUCUCCUUUUAUCUGUAUGCUCUCUCCAUACUGCCAGAUGGAGGCGUGCAGCUGCUGGAAAAAGACGUGUGAAUUUUAAAAAUUCUAUUUUACACCUGAAUUAUUACAAACAAAUUAUUAAAAAUCACAGUAAGUGAGGUUUCACUGUUAAUAUUAAAAUUCUUGGUAGAUGUAUAUAUUUUUUAAAACCAAGUUAAAACUUUACUAAUUUAAAGUUAAAGCCGGAGCCCAGCCUGAUAACCGAUUUGAUUGUAGCGAUAAAACUGUCUGUGCACAGUGCUAGACAAAUUGCUAGAAACUAUGUACAUUAAUAGACAAUUUUUUUAGAUGUGAUUUAUAUAUGUUUAACAUGCUCAAUAAAUUCAAAUAAAAGAAUAACAAUACGUUUUUCUGCUGUCUCGUUAGAAUGAAAAACAAUCCUAUCAUUAAAUAUCUUGCCAGAAAAAAACAAUAGCUUGCAUUUGUUAACAAAGAAAUGUUUAUUUUAGGACAGAAAUAAAAAAAGUUUCACAAACUAGUUUCUGUAUCAAGUGAUAGACUAAUUGCAACAUUGGAUCUCUAUGCAGAUGGAGUAAGUUCAUUUUCUAAACCUGUAUUUCAUUUAUUUGUCCCAUGAAUUAAAUGAUUAGCUAUAUAUAUAUAGCUUUUAAAAAUUAGGGAAUCUGUCGGUAAUGUCUUUUAAUGCUGCAAGAAGCCCGUGGUAGAUGCAGAUCCCAUUCACAAGACAGACUUUUUUACCCACUAAAACCACAUUACAGCAGCUGUUCCUGCUCAGGAGUACCAGAUUCAACAGUUGAUGUGUUUCAGUGUAGGCCCUUAAUCCACCUCCUAGCAGCUGGUGAGUUUCAGCUUUAGCACCACUUAUACAUAUAGGCAAUUUAGCAUAUUCUAUUGAUUAAUGUAAAAUUCCUAUUGGUUGAUGUAGCUUAACUUUCAGGAUCAAUAUUUUAUAAUUAUUUUUUUUAUUCGUCUGGCUUAGGUCUUUAUGGAGAAUAUGUCACUGCUUUACUGGAGCCAAAAGAACUGUUUAUAUUUUUAAGUUGAUUUUGUGGUGUGUAGCCUGCACUAGGCUUAUUAGAGAUAGUCAUUGCCAUCAGGGUUCAAGUGUCAUUAUUCUGUGGCAGUUUUGUCUAAUUUUCAGCAGUGCUUCUGCUAUGAUCCUUUAGCUUUCUAUCAAAAAUUGCUGCUGUUAUGAAACAUGGCAGAACUAACACAGAGAGGGCCCCUGUGCAAGAAUGUUUUUUGGGCCCCCUGCUAUCGCAAGGGUGGCCAAAAGGUAGACCCCCAUAGACUCACACGUCCCACAAUGCUUUACCAGCUGGGAAUCUGCCACUUGCCUAUCCAUGCAGGGUUGUGUUUAACACUGAGCAGUGUUUGUGUGUUUGAAUUUAAGCUUAUUUUUGUAUAGAGUAUAUAUGUGUGAAUGCAGGUGAGAAUUUGUGUGUAGUGUUGUUGUUGUUUUUUAAUGCAGGGGUUUGUUUAUAUAUAAUGUAGGUGUUUUACUACAGAGGUGUUUUUGUAUGAUGUUUCAAGGCAGAGAUGUAUUUGUGUGUAGUGUUGGCGUUUAAAUGCUGAUUUAUAUGCAAAUAUACACAUACACUGUCACACCCACAUUGAUACACAUAUACAUACACUGACAUACAUACAGACAUAUACUUACAAACACUGACAUACAUACAGAUUGAUAGACAUACAAACACACCCUGACACACAUGCAAAUACACAGACACACAGAUGCAUGUACUGAUACAGAUACAUAGACAUACAUAUACUCAUAACACAUACAGAUACAAACACUGACACACAUGCAGAUACAUAGAUGCAAACAGUGACACAAAUAAAGAUACACAGAAGCACAUACUGACACACAUACAGAUACACAGAAACAGAUGACACACAUACAGUUACACAGAAACACACAGUGACACACAUGCAGAUACAGAUACACAUCCAUACAGAUGAUUUCACUGACAAACAUACAGAUAUACAGACACCUACAAUGACAAACAUACAGACACACAUGCUGGUCAUAUUUUACCCAAACUUCUGUUUUCUACCUUUUUGGUGUAGUAGGGUGGCUUCUGGUGACCCCCUCCUCCUCUUCAUUUCCCUCCCGCACAGCUCAAUGUAUGUUAUCAGGGAGAAAGUGACAUGUAUUCACUUCCUCCCAUGCUGGCUGCCGAUAUUAAAGGGGCCUUGUCGUGCUGUUUAAGGAACAUGCCCAUCUGAUGGCUCAAGGUGCAUGGGCCCCUUAGCAUGCCAUGGGCCAUGUGCAAUCGCUGGUAGUUCUGCCACUGCUGAUAGACUAAUACCAUGUCAGUAACUCCAGACUCGCUGUCAGCGCUUAGCAUGCAGUGUGCAUAUGGCUAAAGCAUCAACAUACUUAUAAACUCCUUACUACCUUUGUAGCUGCCAAUAUAAUUAAUCUGCAGUGGUAAUAAGGAGCCAAGAAGUAGCUGACAUGUUUAAUAUAAUCAACCAUCAUAACAGAUCUCAGUCCUCGUAGUCACAGCCGCAGUCAUGCAGUUUGAAGCUUCACAACUUUUCAACUAGCCACAGCAUGAGUGUCUCAGGUCUCUCAUGAGUAACUGAAUACUUUAAAGAAGUUGGUGGGUAUGUGCAGUAGGUGGUGUUACAAUUGUCAAUGACAGGUAGCACAGUGUUCUCUGUCAGAAAUGCCCCCCUCCCCUCCCCCCUUGUUACCCUUGCUUUAUAUAUAUAUAUAUAUAUAUAUAUAUAUUUAUUUAUUUUUUCCAAUUAUAUAUUUCCUUGCCUAAUCAGCCCUCAGGCAGUCACUGGUGCUAUUGAGGGAGAGCAAAAGAUAAUAUUAUACACUUACAUUCGGCUGGGGCCAGAAGCUACUGGCUUCUUUCUUCUCUCUCCUAUUUUGAUAUUUGAUAUUAGCCAAUGAUGGCCCCUGAAAAAAGCGGCCAAUAGCAUAUCUCCACUGAUGGGCAGCUGGCUCUGCUGCCUGAAUGUCAACUCAAUGGAAAUUCCUGAAUGCUCUUCUUAAAGGAGCUUAGGCAUGUGCAAAAUCUGCUGAAACAGGGCAGAUUUCAAACCAGCCCCAAUUCUUUGACAUGGCUAGAUGCUUCCAAGCAAUAUUUUCUAAACAGUUAAAAAUUGGUGAGGCCCUGCCCCAAGUGCCCCUAUGGACGAGCCAACGCUGCUAGCACUGUAAACGUGGAAGGGAGUAUCAGUAGCUCCACAUUAAUGUCCUUAGUGGUCCUUACAUUAGCAAGGUUAAUUGAUUGACCUGGGGGUUCCUUGCAGAGCAUCUUCAGCAUAUCAGUGCAUUCCUGGUUGGAUAAGCUUAAAGGACCACUAAAGGCACCCAGACCACUUCAGCUUAAUGAAGUGGUCUGUGUGCCUGGUCCAGCUAGGGUUAACCCUUUUUUUUUAUAAACAUAGCAGUUUCAGAGAAACUGCAUGUUUAUAAAUAGGUCAAUCCAGCCUCUAGUGGCUGUCUCUUGACAGCUGCUAGAGGCGCUUGCAUGCUUCUCACUGUGAAAAUCACAGUGAGAAGACGCAAGCGUCCAUAGGAAAGCAUUAUGAAUGCUUUCCUAUGAGACUGGCUGAAUGCGCGCUCAGCUCCUGCCGCGCAUUCAGCCGAAGAGGAGGAGGCGGAGAGGAGAGCACCCCGCCCGGCGCUGGAGAAAGAGGUAAGUUUAACCCCUUCCUCUCCCCAGAGCCCGGCAGGAGGGGGUCCCUGAGGGUGGGGGCACCCUCAGGGCACUAUAGUGCCAGGAAAACGAGUAUGUUUUCCUGGAACUAUAGUGGUCCUUUAAGACUGAUAAUGCACAGUAGGGACUCCAACAGAACACCCUGGACGCCACACUGGGUAGUAGUGCUUGUGGUGCACUAAUUUAUAGUUAAGCUGAGGAAAUAAGCAUCCCACUCCCAGUGGUGUAUCCACUGGGGUGCACCAAGGCAAAUUUAUGUUUGGCUGGCAACAAUGGCUAACUGAUGUGUUAACCCCAGUCUACUCCCAAAUGUAUGCAUACAAACUGUAAAUAAAAAAUGCCAGGGUUCCCUCUCAUUUAAUUGAUUUGUUAGGCAGGGCAUCAGGGUAAGUGUCAUUGCGGAAUUGGCAUACUUAAAUGAGUGCGGAUACAUCACUAUGAAUAUUUGUAAAUUUGUGUUUCCAUAUUUGUGUAAAUAUAUGUGUCCAACUAAUUUGUCACAAAUCACGCAGCGCCUGUCCCGAGCUUGGGCUCUGAAUCCUCCACUGCCCAUUGCUGGAAACUUAUGUCACUGGUGCCCAUGUUUAUUCAAAUUCAAGUCCAAAAUAAAAAAUGUCCAAGUCAGCCUUGCCUCCAUUUCAGCUAUUUUGGCAUUAAACGUGAAAUACACUUUGCAUUCACUUUGAAUUCUUGGCUAUAACUCUGAUAAAUUUCUCCCACAUUUCCUUUUUCUCCUCCUCAUUUGCAAAGUGUGUUCUAGUUGAGUCUGGACUGAACUGAAUUGUCCAGUCUCAACCUGUAAUCUACACGUAGAAGAAAAUGGCGCAUCACAUGAAAACGGUUAACUCGUGUUCAAUGUAAUUUCCACAGUUUUAUUGACUGGUAUUUUUCAGAAAAGUGACACUUCGGUUCCAGAGUCAGACUGUAGAGGCAGUUUGUGCAUAUAGGCCAUGUAUAUAAAUCUGUGGUUAUGUUUUUUGCCCAUUAGUUUGUUAAUGUGACUAGAAGGAAGGAUGUGCUUAAAGGACACAUAGCUAAGCAUAUUUUAAUGCUAAAGUAAUGUUAAGAUGAUUAAAUUAGUGCAGCAUUGUGGGUGUAGGAAGUAAGAGGGGGUGGAUAGACAGAUACCGCCAGUCUUCUCCAUCUUUAGAAUUAAUACAUUUCAAGAAGAUGCUAAAAUAUCACUAAAAAAAAAAAAAGUGUAGAACAUGUUUUUUUUUUUUUUUUAAAUGUAUUUGUUUUGCUUGAAAUUUCAUGUUUACAUACAUUUAAGAAAGAGGUCAAGUAGGUUAAAAGAACACUUCAAGCACCAUAACAACAACAGCCCGUUGAGUGGUUUUGAUGACAGUUGUGCCAUGCUACCAUCCCAGGACAAGUAGUCAAAGUAAGAACGCUUUGAUUAUGUACCUGGGGUCUCCUCCUCCAAUGAAGCAGGAAGCUCCUGGAAGGAGCUGAUGUUAGUUCCACUGAACUAAGCCCUCCUCUACAGGGCUGGGUCAUUGGCUGAGCAGAGGCAUUAUAAGGUGACGUUCCAUAGAGUAAUAGGCGUAAUUAUAUUAUAUAUUAUUGUUAUAUGGAGUGAUAGGAGGGGUUAUAGCGAGAGAUUAAAUUGAGUAAUAGGAGGCAUUAAAUGGAGUAAUAAAAGCAGUUUGUGAAAGAAUUGCAGUUUUUCCACUAUUGAAGAGUCAUUUUUUCCUACUUUAAAGUUGUACUCACACUCCGCAACCUUUCACCAGGCUCAUCCACACUUUCCAACCCACCCCGCGAACGAGCUUCUGAAGGGAAGACGCCAGCCUCAAAGCGGUCACUCUAAAUCUUUAAUCAGGUGGCUAUUCAACACCAUGAGUGCAACCAGAACGCUCUUUUGAUCGAAGGAGGCGGAGGGAGAGAACUGACGUCUGAGGGAUAAUUAACUUAGCGGUUGCUGAUCUUGUUAUCUCCCAGACUCAGAGGUGCUAGGGUGGGAUUUUCAUUGUUCAAAUCAUGGACCCCCUGUUGAGGUUGUAUGUAUAAAAGCAGUUGUUAUUCACCCUUCACUAAGUCCUGACUAGUGUUUGGGUGAGACAGCUAUAACAGCUAUAAUUACUCCAGGUAUUCAGGGCUGAAUGAGAGGGACCCUUGACGGACACACUCAAGCUGAGCUCCAUUAACCCCUUAAGGACCAAACUUCUGGAAUAAAAGGGAAUCAUGACAUGUCACACAUGUCAUGUGUCCUUUAGGGGUUAAACAGUUAUAGCUAGAAGCAGUGCUGUCUUUACAGCAGGGCAAAAGGGACAACUGUCCUGAGCCCUAUAAUUUACAGGGGCCCACAGCAGCUGUCCUUUGGCAAAGACGGGUACACUUGUAUUCCUCGUCAGCCUUUUCCUCAUUGUUCGUCCAACUUCCUAUUCCUCAUUGUCCGCCCGCCUUUGUCACUCACUCACCUGGCUGCCUAGCUUGGCUGAUCUGUUUGCUGGAGCUUCACUGUGGAAACUGACACCAUCCCCAAAACAGCUCAGAGUCCACUCCCAUGCCUUCACUAUUUACAAACUUGCCAACAGUCCAGUGCUUGGAACUUGUGCUGCAGGCUCAGACUUUACAUGGUCCCCUGCCAGCUGGCCAUUCCCCUGCGCGGCCUCAGUGCUGUUUGCAAGUAAUUACAUUUCCUUUCACAUCCUCCUGACGCACAGAGAGCCAAACGAGGAUAGGGAGACAGGAGAAGGAGGAGUUGAUGGAGCCUGGACGAGUGGCGGCCCACUCCCAUCAGCUACAGCCAGCCCCAACCUAGUCUUACCUGCUGCUCUCCAGUCUCACUGGACCCCAUGAAAGCCUCCCUACUGCACCCAAAAGGUAGAAAAUUGGAAGGUUGCUAAAUAUAUGCAAUGCAUAUGUAUAUUUGAAUGUUUGUGUGUGUAUUUAGUCGAGUAAAUCUGUGCGUAUGUCUGUAUGUGUAUCUGCCUGUGUUUCUGUACAGGUGUAUAUGUGUGUCAUUUUGUGUAUGUGUGUAAUUGUGUCAGGCCCCUGCUUCUCAACCUCCUUAUAUCACUCUUCCUCGCCGCAUCUCCCUCUUUCUUCACUGAGGCUGUAUUUGUAUCUGUGUGACACUGUGUGUAUCUAUCGGAGUGUUUCUAAGGCAGGGUAUGUGCGUGUGCAUCUGUCUCUGAGUGUUUGUAUCUGUGUGUCAUUGUGUGUGUAUCUGUGUGUGUUUAACUGAAUAUACCCCUGUAAUCAUAUGCCAACACUACACAAAAAUACACAAUUGAAAUUGCAUACAGAACUAUAAAAAGAUACCUACAAUAAAAUACACAGACACUACACACUCCCACAUACAAAUGCCAACAUUACACACAAAACACACCUGCAUUAAAAUAUGAACACUACACAUAAAUACACCCUUGCAUACACACAAAACUCCUAUCUUCAAACAAUUAGUUGUGCCACAUAAGAAAAUGAAGUACAUUGAAAAAUGACAUGACACAAUAGAUUAAAAAGAAAAUUUGAUGAAAAUUAGAUGUAAAAUAGUUUUGAUAAAUCUCCCCCCAAAGUGUCCAUGGACAUUUUUGAAAUGUUUGAAACAGUGGUAAUGCAGCAUUUUGUUUAUCACAUACUAAUUCCUCCAUUGUGAAAUCAAAUCACAUACAUUUAAUAUUAUAAUAACACAUAGGAUGUUCGUGUCAUUUAUAUUUGUUAUGCAAUCCAAAAUAAAGUGAUAUGAAUAUCUCAUAUGCACUCUGUACUGUUAAAGUAAUGUGCAGUGGAGGGGGGGGGGGAGGGGGGUGGCAGAUGAGCAGACGUCUGCCCAGGGCCCAAUUAAUAUUAAGGAUGGCCCUGGUUUAAGGUUAUAUAAAGAGGUGACAUAUUGGGACAUUUUGUUUUACAACUGGAGGGUGAUACAAAACAGUGUUUUGUAUAGAGCAGUGGGAGUAUCUGUAAAACGAUAUAUGGAGCACAAACAAUAACUCAGUGCAGUAUAGACUGGUGUCAUGUAUUGAAUGUAUAACUUGGCUUUAGCCCUGGAGAGAAUUAAUCACAGACACUGCACAGAACCUUAUUAGAAUGCAGUCAUGGAAACAGCGCUUAGAACGUUAUCAGUGAAUACAUGUAUAGGUGCACCCCUCCCCGGUAGGUUUAUGGCACUUUAAAAAGUAAGAAUGGCGGAUCGGGCCGUGCAGUGAAGGGGUUAAUAGUAACCUGAGUAGGCGGCUCCUUCCCAGCUCUGUCACACCUUGGAAGGGCCUGGUGUAUGCUUACAGGAGCUGGGCCGUACCGCUGGCACGCUGCGGCUUGUCCCGACAUUGUGCAGUAACCGAAAGCUGGAGGGGGGAAAGGGAUGCUGAUCGCCCCCCACAUGGACGGACUGACUGAGGCUGCAGGGUGAUACUGCGAGGAGUAAGCACAGGUAUGGGAUAACUCCUAGUGAAGUUAAAUCAGUGUAUGGUAGAUGGAAGGUGAUGACAAAAUCAAACAUUGGGGAAAGAGACAGUGUGUGUGUGUUGAGCGUACUGGAUUUGGGAAGUCAGGAGUGUGUGCACCGAUUCAAAGUAACCUUUAACGAGAACACAAAUGUCAUUACUAGUAUUAACACCAAGGGAAGACAUGGGGCGGGUGGGGACUCAUUAGUAGGAACAUUCUUGGUUUAAGGAGGUGCAUGGAACAGGAAGGAGGAGUAGGGGGGGGAAUGCAUGAGUUGGAAAAUUAUUGCAUUCUUAAGACUUGUAAAUAUAAAUUUAUGUAUGUCCUUGCCUUUCAGAAGGGUUGGUACUCCUUUUUUUUUUGGUUUGUUUGUUUGUUGAAUAAAUGCUUAAUUGUAUUAAAUUUAAAACGAAUUGACACAUUUUGUCAAAAAGAGAUUAAUUGGACAGAAAAAAAUAAAUCUAAAUUUAACUUAUAAAUGUAAUACUAACACAUAAGAGUUAGGGUUUUGGUGAGAGAGCUGGCACUCUUUUACUAGUAGUACCUCUAAAGAUCUUUGAGGAUUGAGUCCCAGCACUGCAUUUUUCAAAUGUGAAAUUUAAUUUAUAGUCACAGUUUGGCUGGUUCUAGCCUUAUUGUGCUAAUUGUUUUCCUGUCACUGAGCUGCAUUUGCUAUUCACUAAGUGUACUUUUCUUGUCAAAUUGUACUUUAAACGUUUAGGGCAAACUAAAUAAAGUGAAAACAGAGCUACCUUUUCUUCAACUCGGCCAUUUUUGGCUAAAAUUGCAAAAGGUCACAAAGAGUUAGGUUAUAUAGCUUGACCAUGUCAAACUAUAGUGUGGCCCCCAACAGUGUCUGAGGAACAGUGAACUGGCACCUUGUUUAAAAAGUUUGAGGACCCCUGGUUUAGUUUGUAGACAGUGAGAACUGGUUUAGUUUGUAGACAAGAAUCCUAGCUAUCCUUGUUCAGAUAGCUGUGGUAGGAAACCUGAGACUGUUUAUGUCAACCUCUAAAAGCCGAUAGUGAUCAGACUCUCAAAACAGGCAUUGGCUUCAUUUGGUAGUUUAAAUGGUUACUCCAAGCACUAUGACCACUUCAGUGUUUUGAAGUGGUAAUGGUGCCUGGAAUCUGUAUGAAAUGUUGCACAGACAGUUUAACCUUUGCUGCUGGAGGUGUAACUCCACUUACUGCAGCGUCAUUUGUGCUUUAUCAUAAGGCCCAGAAAAAGCAUUCUGGGCUGGCAAAUCUAUACACAUUUUCAUGCACAAUGUUCCAUUCCUGGGCCCAGAGGGGUCAGCUGUCCCUCUCAGCCAAUAAAUGGCGACUGGAUGUUCAUCCAGUUUCUUCACCUCUGCAGAAGACUGGAAGUGUACCAGAGGGGAAAGGAGCCUCGUCAACCAGAUGGUAAGAGGGCACACACUGUUGCUAAAUUGCUUGUCAUAGGCUAACGUACUCCUGGCAUUACAAUGGGUUGUAGUAGUUAUGAUGUUUGGAGUAACCUUUUAAAGGAAAAUGUUGCUUUUCCUUUUUCCAUAUACUAUAUAAGAGACUCAUGUGCAUUGUUAACAAGACCGUUGGCACCUAAUGGUUGUGGUGGACGGAGUAUCCAGAUGCCUCUUUACCUGGUCCUGCCAGGUCUGCUCCGUAGACCACUUUACGACAUCUGGCUUCUGCAGAGCUGUAAAAGCCGUCUGUCGAUCCCAUCGCUCAUUCAUUGCCUGAGAGCGUAAGCUGACCAAUGAAUUAGUGUCUGUGCAUCAAAGUUUGCACAGAACUGACAUUAGCCCCGUGAUGCUAACAGAGGUGGAGAUACACUUUCGGGAGCAAAGGGGUUAAAAUCUGUAUGUGCAAUGUUUCAUACUGGAAUGCUGCAUGUACAGACUCCAGGCACCAUAAUCACUUCAAAUCAGUGAAGUGCGCAUGGUGCUUGGAGUACCCCUUUGAGAACUAAAAUAUAAAUUGUCAGGAAGUCAGAACCACAAGAUUCCACAAAACAAGUGAGUAUUUAUUUACUAAACUUUAAAUUGUAGCAAACGGAAUCUAAAGGUCAACAUAUAAUUGAAUACAGGAUGUGACGAACAGUAUGUACCCAGAGUGGUAUGUUCGUCUGAAGAUCUCUCGAACUCCUGCAAGACUCAAGACUCACACAAGUGAAUAUAGCGCUCUCUCUAUCACAUACCCAAACAUCAGUUGAGACUUGAUGAAGGGUACAAAGACUGAUUUAUUAAGGCCAAGUCGCCUGUUUAUAUACAUGACCCUCAGCAUGGGGUCCCUUUUCAUACAGCAAUAAACCGUCCCAGGCGUCUGUGUCUGGGAGAUAAUUAGUUUAAGCAAAAGCAAAUUCACUUAUCUACCAGGCACUCAAGGUACAAAACAUAAAACACCCCUAAAUACAUAUAAAACAGAUUGGAACCCCCACAGGUAUUAUAUCUGAGCGCACGUGGUCAAAUAGCGCACAGAUCCAUCCAGUGUAAUGGAAUUGCCAUCAGUGUAAAGUUUGGACUGGCCGCCCACGUGGAUGUUUCCAAGAGGAAAGAGUUAUCAGCCGGUCAACUUUUGGGAGUUUCUCUGCGACCAUAAAUGAAGGCAUCCCCUGGCUCUUAGGGAGCGAAUGUUCCCUACAGUCAGGAGUGUCUUUCCCCGAAAAGCGCUCUACUGGCUUGUCUGUGAGUGGAGCAGGCAGUGGUACAGUUUACCCAGGCUUAGUGAGGUAGAGUAUCUGAAUACAGUUCCAUCCUAUAGACUGUAAGCUCGUUUGAGCAGGCUCCUCUUCAACCUAUAGUUCCUGUAAGUUUUCUUGUAAUUGUCCUAUUUAUAGUUAAAUCCCCCCUCUCAUAAUAUUGUAAAGCAUUACUGAAUCUCUUGGCGCUAUUUAAAUGAAAAUAAAACACUCGACGAGCAGGAACUGCUGCCUACGUUCGGGAGACAAAAUGGCCGCUAUCGAUUAGAGCUUGUGUUUUCGGUUAUACAGCCACAGAUUUUGUUUUUGGUCAAGUCGAAAAUGGUUUUAAGUAAACAAAAUAUAAAAUUAUAUUUGUCCCCCUCAAAAGAUACCUCACAUUGUUUAUAGAAUCUCCUAACUCUCUCACAAGUGUGCUGUUCCUCUACAAAUAAUAAGACAAAAAGCUGGACUUAAUUAACUUGCUGUCAAAUCCCCACUAUCUUCAAUAACAUGUAAUGAUAGCAUAGCCUAAUCUAGUUUGAUAACAUAUGGCCUUUUUUAUGGAGAUCCCUUCACAGUAAGCAUUGUUUCUAAAAGGGAUUAGAACUCCAGAAUAGUAGAUAUGGAGACCAGGGUUGUGAAAUCAGUACACAAAACCUUGGACUCCGUUUAUAUACCUGCAUUAUUCUAUACUAUUACAAUUUACUAUAUAAAUAAUAAUAUAAACAUUAUUUUGGAAACUGACUUAUGUGGCGAAUACAGGCCUAUACCUAUAUUAUACCUCGAAUUUUUGAGUUUAUAGGCCAGCAUAUAAUUGUUUUCAACUCCACAGCACUGGCGGAGACAGGCAGAAAUCUUUAUUCCUUUUUUAUUUUCUUAAAAUAGACUUGGUAAUAUGACUUUUCUUUUCAGUGUAAAGUGCCUGUAUGCUUUCUGAGUAGCUGCACGACAUUGUCUAAGCUAGGGGAUCCAACUUUGUGUGUGAAUGAUUGGCCUGUAUAAAUUGUGUGAAACCUUUGUGAAGACUUCUCAAUGAUGGCAGUGUUCUUCUCAAUGUUACAGCUCUCAUCACCUCUCAGUCAGGCCAAGCACCCAGGCUACCACAGGUGAGGAUGUCUGUUAGGGCCAACUCCAUAGACCAUUGACCAUAUGAAGAUGAUAAUCUCUUGAUGAGCAAUUCUGACCUGUGGGACUGUGGAUAAUGGGAGUUCUAUGUGAAUUAUAACUGGGCAGGAAAUAUGAAAGAAGCACGUUUGCUGAAUAGCACCUGCAAUAUUUUAAUUUGAUCAGUUAGACUAAACGAAAAGAAAACUGUGUGGGAAUGGGUUUGUAAAUUGGCCGAUUAUGACAUAGUUCAGAGACUGGCUGUGCAUCAUUGACUACAUAGGAGCUGGAAUGCCAAAGCCGUUGGCUAUCAAUGACAAAAAUGAUUUUAUCUGCUACAUGCACGCUCACUUUGUGUUUUCCAAGGUAUGUAAACACGUUGGAGUAAUUUGUCACAAAUAUGCAGGAUUCUUUGAUCUUGACAUUUGCUCUUCCAUUGUAUCCUCAAAGGACAAGGCAAAAUCAUAAUCCAUUCUAAAUUGGAACUAACAGAAUUCAUCUGUGCUCUCAUCAUUGUUCGGCAACACAUGUGGAUCAAAAUCUUUCAUUACAUGGGUCGUAAGAGUUUACACAAUGAGUCUGUUUCACUUGUUUUGUUUUUUUCUACCAUAAGUGAGAGCAAAGGGAAUGGUUUUAACUUAGUUGGCGAUAGAUUUUUGGGUAAUGUUAGGAAAACACUUCUUUACAUUAAGUCUAGUAGAUACCUGAAUCGGGGAAAUAAGCCAAGGAGCUAGGAGACACAAACAGGCUCGCUAUAAAAAAUAUUUUGAAAUCUUCCCUACCCGAAAGUGGCGCCAGCAGCUACCUGUAAGCCUCACCGUCGAUUUCACACACACAGUGAGGGUGAGGAGAUAGAAAUGAGUUUCCAUGUGUUAAUGUGCGGCUUCCGCUCCAGAAGACUGGGCAGGAGAGACCGAGCCGUAGAAGGACUGGGCAGGGGGGACCCAAAUAGAAGAAGGACUCUGCAAGGACUGAGCAGGACAAACUGUCAGCUUUCACGGUACUGCCCCCUCCGACUAACUGUCAGUAACUGAAUCAGCAAUGUACAAAACAGUAAUUAUUAGUAUUUAUAAAGUGCCAACAAGUUCCGUAGUGUAUAUCUGAAUGCAGGAGUGUAUAUGUAUGUGUGCACCGUAUAAGCACGUAUAAUUAAGAGUUGUAUCAGACAUCUGUCAGUGUGUGUGUGUGAAUUAGAUUAGUAUUUGAAGCCUGUCUUCAAACAAGAGGUGUAUUUGUGAAUGAGGAGUUAAUUUGAAAUCAGUGUCAGCAUGUGUGUAAUGAGGUAUAUUUAUAUUCUGCAAGUGUUUUGUUUUUGUUUUGACUGCCCAAGCUCCUUUCGACUUUGUCUCUCUCAAUAUUUACCAAUCAGUAUGUGUCUUCCAAUUAUUUCCCUCUUUUAUCAGUCACCCCUUGUCUCCCCUUUCUCUAACACUACUUGUCACCCAUCUGAUCUGCUUAUGUCCCUUUCACCCCCACUCAGCUGUUUCUCUGCUUCACUUCACACUUCUAUUUUCCAACACCCUACUUGUGUCUUAGCUGACCCCCACAUUUGUAUUCCAUCUCACUCAAUUCUUUAACCCACCCCAUUAAUUUGUCUCCCCAUCUACCCCACAUGUCUCUAACAAAAUGUGAUGUAAUUUCCUGUCCCGCCUCCCAUCCUCGCACUGCAGGGAGUAAGAAAGGAGACCUGGGAGUGAGAGCAGGUAUGCUGCCAGGUCUCAUACUCAAUGGGGGGAUUUAUUUGCAGUGUGAUGGGCUGCAGGGGCCCUUCGAGUCAUUAUGGGCCCCCUGCAACCUUUCUAUGCAUAACUUCCUUCUGGCUGAUGAGAAGCAUGGCUGUGCUGCUGGGCCCCCUGACUGACUCGGGCCCUAGGUCCAUGACCAAUAUGCCAAAGUGGUUAUCUGCCCCAGGUACCUUUUACUGCUCAAAACCAGAGUUGGACCAUCCAGGUGUCACUACUCUAACAACCAAAUUUUCUAUCUCUUCACUGAGAGUGGAGGUUUGGAUUAGAGUCUGCAAACCGUGAUGGCAUUGCAAUGUAUUGUUAUAUGGUCACAGUCAUUCUUUCAUACACCGGUGAUGGCAAAGAAGAAAGAAAGAAGUACGUUCUUUUACAGGCUGAUGUAAAAGUGCCUCUCUUUCGUGUUACAUCUCUGUUCAUUUCUAUAUUUCCUGUUUUGAUGAUAUUACUGUUCCUCUUCUAGUCUAAAAACCACAGUCUGGUAUAUCAUUGUUUUAGUUAAGCAAGUUGUUGGCUGGUUAUACAUUUAAAGAGGUAGAUUUCUGAAUGUAGAAGAACGAUUUUUAUAUUUUUUUUUUUAUUUAGAGAAGUUACUUUAAUUGAUUCUCAAUAUGUUUUUGCAGUAUUUGUUCUUUCACAGUAAUUACUAAUGUUGACUAAUCUCUCUGUCUAGGAAUAAAGGACCCUCUCAAGAUGAAGCAGUGUUUUUAUAACGAGAGCAUUGGAUUCUUCUAUAACAAUAGUGGCAAAGAUUUAACAAAGGAAUGGAGAACUAAAGACUCUGUGCUUGUAGGCCUUGGACUUACAGUAUGUGUGUUUGUGCUCUUGUUAAACCUUCUGGUCAUCACAGCUAUUAUAAUCAAUCGGCGGUUCCACUACCCCAUCUACUACCUUUUGGGAAACUUGGCGGCUGCUGAUCUGUUUGCUGGGGUUGCCUACACAUAUCUCAUGUUCCACACUGGACCAAGGACAGCUAGUCUCACAGCAAAAACCUGGCUACUUCGACAAAGCCUUUUGGAUACCAGUCUCACAGCCUCCGUUGCCAACCUACUGGCCAUAGCAGUAGAAAGACAUCAAACAAUCUUCACCAUGCAACUCCACACAACAAUGUCAAACCAGCGUGUAUGUAUCCUUAUUGCUUGCAUUUGGAUUACAGCUUUAUUGUUGGGUCUAAUACCAUCAUUUGGUUGGCAUUGUAUGUGUGACAUCGGCAGUUGUUCAAGGAUGGCUCCACUAUACAGUCGGAGUUACCUAAUAUUUUGGGCAGUAUCCAACUUAGUGGCCUUUAUCAUCAUGAUGGUGGUUUAUAUGCACAUCUUCAUCUACGUCAAGAGAAAGAUGACAAGAAUGUCUCAACACACCUCAUUUCAUCCCAAGUAUCGGGAAACCAUGAUAAACUUGAUGAAAACGGUGUUCAUCAUUUUGAGUAAGUACCAUUUAUUUGCUAACAUAAAGAAACACUCCUGUCUCUGGAUAUGGUGUCAAGAGGACCCUGGGUUCUCUCUUAUCUUAAGUGGUUUCCAAACCAAUCCUCAAGACACGCCUACCAGUCCAGGAUUUAGGAAUUACCAAGUCGUGUCCAAGUUGUUUUUAGAAAGGGAAUAAGAACAAAAAAAAAAAAAACACCAUGACACAACUGGGUAAUCCCUGAAUCCUGAACUAAUAGGUGUGUUUUGAGGACUGGUUUGGAAACCACUAAGUUAAACUGUUCUUGAACAGUAUAACCCUAAAUGCUGCCUCCAGCACUGAUCUCAGAGUUUGAAAAUGAUUUACAUGAAGCGCCGAGUGCCUCUGGGUCGGUGCGCCGCAGAUUGGCGCUUAGCUGACUCUAAGCCAAUCAGUACCUCCCCAUUCAUAAAAAAGGUAUGUAGAACUGUUGUAUAUUAUUAUUAUGUUAUUAUUUAUAUAGCGCAAACAAAUUCCGCAGCGCUUUACAGUGGACGGUGGACGAACAAACGUAGUUGUAAUCUGACAAGUUGGACACACAGGAACAGAGGGGUUGAGGGCACUGCUCAAUGAGCUUACAUGCUAGAGGGAAUGAGGUAAAGUGACACAAAAGGUAAGGAUAGUAUUAGACUAAUGACAGUUGGAAGAGAGGAAUCAUCCAGGAGCUAUUUACAGUUUAAUACGCUUUUAUGAAGAAGUGGGUUGUUAACCAUUUUUUUUUAAGGAGUGGAGACUGGGUGAGCAUCUAACGGAGGAGGGAAGUGAGUUCCACAGGAAUGGUGCAGCCCUUGAGAAGUCUUGAAGGCGAGCAUCAUGUAUACAUACACGUGUGUGUGUGUGUAUAUAUAUAUAUAUUAUACGCUCUCCCGGCGCAAAUCGACACCAGCCCCUCACACAGAAGGUGGGUGAGAAACUAAUUUGGGGUCCCAUAUAUAAGUGGUGGUUUGGUAUUGUAUUUGUCCAUGUUUAAACUGAAACGUCGAUGAUUUGAAUAACCGUGGAGUGCGGAUAACCGUGUGUGUGUGUGUGUGUGUAUAUACACACACACACGGUUAUCCACACUCCACGGUUAUUCAAAUCAUGUCAAAUCAUCAACGUUUCAGUUUAAACAUAUACAAAUACAAUACCAAACCACCACUUAUAUAUAGGACCACAAAUUAGUUACUCACCCACCUUCUGUGUGAGGGGCUGGUGUCCACUGGCGCCGGGAGAGCAUGUGCCUACGGACGCCAGCCACUCACAUAGAAGGGUGGUACUACAUAUAGGUGGUGGUUUGGUAUUUGUGUUUGUCCUGAGGAAAGUUUGUUUGAACUAAAAACGUGGAUGAUUUGACACGAUUUGAAUUAAAGAAGAUGAUUUUUGAAAAAAAAUCUGGAGUGCUGAUAACCUUUUCUAUUUGUAUUCAAUUGUGUGCUAUUGAGCACUGGGUAACCUAACUAACUGUAAGUAGGAAGCAGGGCUACCUUGUGGUGUGUGUGUGUGUGUAUAUGUAUGUAUGUAUGUAUGUAUGUAUAUAUAUGUAUGUAUAUGUGUGUGUGUGUGUGUGUAUAUAUAUAUAUAUAUAUAUAUAUAUAUAUAUAUAUAUAUAUAUAUAUAUAUAUAUAUAUAUAUUCUAUCCAGAAUCCUUUGCAAUAGAAACAUCACUGCAAAUUUAGGAUUUCUGUAGGAAAAGAAAGUCUUAUGGCUUGACUGGUGUGCAGAUUUUUGUUUAACAUUGUAUUUUUUAUAUAUAUAUAUAUAUAUAUAUAUAUAUAUAUAUAUAUAUAUAUAUAUAUAUAUAUAUAUAUAUAUAUAUAUAUAUAUAUAUAUAUAUAUUUUCUCAAUUCAUUUCCAUCAAAUGGACUGAAUUCCAUCAUGGUUCCUUCCUGUUUAAAGCUUCUAUUUGGCUUCCUAUUAAAAUUAAUUACCGUAUAUACUCAAGUAUAAGCCAAGUUUUUCGUCACUUUUUUUUGUGCUGAAAGAGCCCCACUCGUUUUAUACUCGAGUCAGUACUUGAGUCAGUGUCUGUAUUAUGGCAACUUACAUUGCCAUAAUACAGACCAGGACCGCCGGGCUCAGAGCAAGCUGUUGGGGGCCAGAGCAAGCUGUUACUUCCCUUUACAGCAGCUCCGGUCACCUCCGUUCAGCUCCCCCGUUAAGAUCAUAGUGUAAAUUUCGCGGUCUGCGUGCCCGUGGGUCUUUAAGCAAUCUAUCUGUCCAAUCAGCUCACACCCUCCUAGUGGGCUGUGAGCUGAGCGGGAAAAAAUGAGCGGCAACAUUUUUUUUUCUUUUCACUACCGCCCCUUUAACAUAUCCGCCGACGGCGGGGGCCGCGCAUGCGCGCACGGCGUGUACUCACGCGGUGUUGCGGCUGGGGAAACCCCUGAAAAAAGAAACCAGGCUCUUCCCAGGGGGUUCUCCACGCUGUGCGACCCGGAGGGGUGGGUAAUAAACUACCCGGUUAAUGACAGCGGGGGGUCCCUCAGGGGUUGCAACAGAAAAAUAAAAGGCGUGCUGUGAAGCAAAGAAAGAGGAAGAGGAGGAGGAUACAUGAAAUGAUAUUAGAGAAGGACUGUUCCUAUUGGCUAAAGGAUAGUGAUGUAAGGUUAACCCUGUGACGGGAGUUAUGCAUGUAUCUUUUUUUUUUUUCUACAAAUAAACACCUUAGCUUUCUUUGCUGCUGAGGAAAUAAAAGAAAGAGAUAAGCCUCCGUGUCCUUUUAAUAAAAUUAGGUUCCUCGGCUUAUAUUCGGGUCGACUUAUACUCGAGUAUAUACGAUAAUUGUUUCAGUCUGUACAUAAAUUCUACUUGCAACAGAGCCACAUUUCUCAUGUGCUGUCUUGUCAACAGCUAGUAUGUGAGGAAUAGUCCUGUUGCAUGGCUGAGAAUACUGAGAGUUGUAUUCCCACAAUUCUCAGAUUGUUUUAUUUCACAGCCGUACAACAAAAUGUGUAGGGCAGAUUUUAGAAAUGUUGAGUAACCAAUCUGAACAGACAAUUAUUAAUUCUAAGUCUUCUACCAAAACAUGAUAAUAAAAUGAUAAAUUUUAAGGUAAUCAUCACUUCUAUAAGAAAGUACUAUUAUUAUUAUUAUUUAUUAUUAUUAUUAUUAUUUUUUUUAUUUUUUUUAUUUAGUGUGAGCAUCAGACCCAGUUUGUUUUGAGGCUCUGUGUCACAGAGUUUGCUUGACAUGGACACCUAACCUAUUAAUGACUAAGCCAUUUUCACAGAUCCACCGUGCUUAAUGACACACAAACCUAUAAUUACCCUAGGAACCUGCCCUGUUUGAGGCGGGUGGUGUUUAAGGUUUGAAGCAGGAAAGAACUGUUUUAAUGGAUUAAAGGUGAUCAGUCAUUGUUUGGAAUUUAAAGUUUCACAUAAUCUGGAUAGACUUUACAGGAGAAUCGUCAUUAAAAAAAACAUGUGAUAUGCUAUAGUAUGAAUUAAUAAAUGCUUUUAACAUGCUUCACUUAACUGCCACCAAAUAUGGGUGAAACGGAUAUUACUAAUGCAUUGGUAGCACUUUCAAUAGGCAUGCUGGGGGCCCUGGCCACAGGGUCUAUUUAUUAGUGUUUCAGUGGUCAAACAGUUUGACCCGGGACUGGGAAAAGCACCCACAGCCUAAUGGCACGUUAGCGUGUAAUAGUUAUAGUACUUAUACUGACUCCUGAAGAUUUGAAAUUAACCCAAAAAAAUCUGUUUGGUAUUGUUUCAGUAAAUGUUGCUAUGAGAUAUAAAUUCAUUGUCACAGUUUUAAACCAUCUUUUUAGUGUGACUUUUUUUUUUUUGCAUUUAAAAUAUAUCUUUUCAGAUAACUGAUUAAAAGAAUUAUCAAGGCUGCAGAGAAUAUCUGGUCAGGGAACAGACAUUUUCUUUAUAUUUAAUAAUGAUAUUCUGCCUAAAAUGUCCUGUGUUUAGAUCCCUAAAUUCAGAACAUGACGAAAGUUCAGCUCAGACUGUAAUAUUGACUAUACUUAAUUGAGAGGGCAGGUGGCGUCUUAAAGGGACACUGUAGUCACCAGAACCACUACAGCUUAAUGUAAUUGUUCUUGUGUCUAUAGCUUGUCCAUGCACACUUUUCAAUGUAAACACUGCCUUUUCAGUGAAAAUAGCUCCUGGAUGAUUACUCUCUUCCAACUGUCAUUAAUCUAAUACUAUCCUUACCUUUUGUGUCAGUGAAAAUGCAGUAUUUACAUUGCUGCCUAGUAACACUUCUAGUGACUGUCACUAAGACGGCCGCAAGAGAUGCAUCCUGGGUCAGUUCUGCACAGUGUGCAGCACCUAUGCUUAGCGUCUCCACGCUCUGCAUGUGGGUGCUGAAAGUUCCCUAUAGAGAUGCAUUGAUGAGAUGUUGUUUUGGCGCAGUGUGGCAUUUUGCCACACAAGCGCAAUAGCCUCCCAAUGCUUUUCUAUGGGAAAGCAUUGGAUUGGCUGAGAUCAUCCAGAUUAACCCCUUAAGGACACAUGACGGAAAUAUUCUGUCAUGAUUCCCUUUUAUUCCAGAAGUUGUGUCCUUAAGGGAUUAAUGAUCGCAGUCAUGGAGGCAGGGCCAGCUGCGGUGAGACCAGCACAGCGUGGGGGGACAAAGGCGAGCAAAAACACACACACAGACACACACACAUACAUACUCCUCACUGUGACUGCAACAGUUCGGCUUUCCCUGUGGUCCAGUGGGGCUUCAGUCAUCUCUUUACUCUGCUCCCUAGAGUGCUGUUUAGUGAUGCCUGAAUUACGUCAUAUUCCAGCUCCCGGCAUCACUGGAGGACGCGUGACAGAGCAGGGAGGUUACAGCUCUCUCGCAUGCCUACUCGUCUGCCUAAAUACUCCAGGAGCCUCGAGCCAGCACAAACUGAACUUUCCAACCGCACUCCUGCCCAUUCUCUUCCUGAGCUGACCAGCUGACCGCAUGCACAUCCGCCCAUGCUCUUCCUGAGCUGACCGACCGACUGCUCACAUGCCCAUGCUCUUUAUGAGCCGGCUGCCUGCCUUCAUUCAGAGGCAGCCUACAACCUCGGGGGCUGAAUGGGUCAACAAAUCACGUCGAGCCCUGGGUUAAUCUCAUAAGAGCGGGCAUUAGGUUGCUAGAGUAGGACCUACCAAAUAUGCGAUUCAUUGCAUUGUGGCAGGAUUAUGCAAUGCAUGAUCAUAAACUGUAACUAAAUCUCCAAUAUUUUGAGUGUUGAUUUGGGAGUGGGUGGGUUAGUCUAUAUGUAUGUAUGUGUAUAGAGGUUACCGCUUUGGGUCUUGUCUCACUGAUGUAUUUACAUAGACCAGUAAACUACUGAUAGACAGCGAAUGGGAACUUCAUAAAGCCCCUACAGGCUGCCCCUCAGUCAGCCAAUCUGUAAUGCAGAAUGUUGCAGUGGCUGCACCUGGAAUUAAGCCAGGAGAAGCUUUCCUCCUGGAAGCAUUACCGAUGACUGGGAAAGGAGACAAAAUGGUAACUAUCUAUGGGGGUGUGAGAAGAGUGAAAAGGGCCCAAAUAUGUUUUGGGAGGGGAGGAGGGGAAUAUAGUUAUAUCUACUUGGAAUGACUACAGACAAUGAACACAGACCGCUACAAUAUGUAAGAUCACCUUUGCAUUCUCUCUCUCACACACUGACUCUCUGGACACCCUACAUUCAAGCAUAUUGACGCUCCGAAAAUAUAUACACCUCUGCAUUUAUGCACACUGACCCUCUACACACGUACGCCUCUUGAUUCAUACUCUGUGAUCCUCCUUACAUAUGCUGCUGUAUUCAUGCAGACUGACUCUCCAUACAUACACACCUGUGUUCACACACACAUAAUACACACGCAUGAAGACACUGAAUAGAAACAUGUCCCUGCUUAACAAAACAUUGAAACUGUGAACAUACAUGAAUUAAGAAAAGAAAAAAACUAAUGCACAGUGCAACAUUUUGAGACCUCUAUACCUGUAUUCACACACCAUCGCUCCACUGCAAAUUGGUCUUUUAGCCAAAUGACUAAUACUAAGUAAAGAUUACUUAGUAUUAGUAAAUAUUCUGCCUACUCGCUAUACCGCCUGUAGCUGCUCACUGUUAAACACACAAAAAAGUGUCCCCGCGCUAGUGGAGGCUAUGAAACUGAACGGGGGACCAAUUGCCUCCCCGGGCCCUUACCCCUGAGUGGCGGGUAGGGGCCCUAAAUGAAAAUGGGGGGGGGACCUAUUGUCCUCCACCCCAGUCCCCACCCCUCAGUGGCAAGUGGGGGCCCUAAAUUAUAAUAAGGGGGGCCCUAAAUGAAAAGGUGGGGGGGGGGACCUAUUGUCCUCCCCCACCCAUGAGCGGCGGGUGGGGAACCUAAAUGAAAUGAAAAGGGCUGCUCACUGUUUAAUAGACAUGCCCCUACUCGCAGUAUAGCGAGUAGGGGCAGAUUAUUUACAAAUACUAAGUAAUCUUUACUUAGUAUUAGUAAAUUUGUCUGAAAGACCAAUUUAGGUCUUUCAGCCUUUUGGUAGAUAGCUCCUUAAUACCGUGGGAAUUAGGGAGCUAUCUACAAAGCGGCUGCAAGAUGCAGCCGCGACACAAAUAGGAUCGGAGUUUCAUUCAUUAGAAUGAAAUUCCAAUCCAAACAAAGUCCUGAUUUGCGUCCUAACACGAAUGAAGAAACUGUUCUCAUUCUGUUAGGACGCAAUUCGUUAGUUUCGCUGGCAAUCUCUAAAAUGACAGGACGUUUGGGAAAAGUGAAAGGACGUUUCGUGGGAAAACUGAGGAAAGAUGAGAAUUGUGGGAAAAUUGCUCUGACCACCGAAAAUGAAGCACACUUUGCUCCUCCGCUGGUCAUAGCUGCUCAGGCAUAGGAAACCUCCAUAAGACAAAUAGUCCCUACUUUGUCUUAUGAUUUUAAAGAAAACUAGAGUAGACAGGAAGAAAUGAAGAACAGAUCCUGGCAGAGGGAGAGAAGAGGAAUCGAUUGAAGAAAGGUAAGUUCGGUAUGAAAGUGCAGCUUUAAUUCUGAAUUUGUUUCUCAAAUCCAAAUGGAAAUACUGAGACUAGUUGUUAAAGGGACACCAUAGUCACCAAAACAACUUUAGCUUAAUGAAGCAGUUUUGGUGUAUAGAUAAUAUCCCUAUCUGCCAUUUAGGAGUUAAAUCACUUUGUUUAUGAACCCUAGUGACACCUCCCUGCAUGUGACUUGCACAGCCUUCCUAAACACUUCCUGUAAAGAGUCAUCUAAAGUUUAUCCUUCCUUUAUUGCAAGUUCUGUUUAAUUUAGGUUUCCUUAUCCCCUGCUGUGUUAAUAGCUUGCUAGACCCUGCAAGAGACUCCUGUAUGUGAUUAAAGUUCAAUUUACGGAGAAGGAGAUACAAUUGUUUUUAAGGUAAAUUACAACUGAUGGAAAGUGAAACCAGUUUUUUUCAUGCAGGCUGUGUCACUCACAGUCAGGGGAGGUGUGACAAGGGCUACAUAAACAGAAACAGAGUGAUUUAACUCCUAAAGGGCAGUGAAACCUGAGAAGCAUGAUCUAUACACUAAAACUGCUUAAUUAAGCUAAAGUUGUUUAGCUGACUAUAGUGUUCCUUUAAGGUGCCCAAAGUGUUCUUUGAACAAUUACCGUAUAAGUAGAGUUUUUCGGCAGAUUUUUUUUUGUGCAGAAAAACCCCCACUCGACUUAUACUCGAGUCAAUGUCUGUAUUAUGGCAACUUACAUUGCCAUAAUACAGACCAGGACCGCCGGGCUCAUUACAAGCCCGGCGGUCCUGUUGGGGGCCGGAAGGAAGCUGUUACUUACCUUUCCUGCAGCUCCUGUCAGCUCCCUUCUCCUCCACUGUAAGUCUCGCGAGAGCCGCGGGGUCAGAGCGUUGCCACGGGUUACCGUGGCAACGCUCCCCGUGGCAGUCUAACCGCGAGACUUGCAGUGGAGGAGAAGGGAUCUGACCAGAACGGAGGUGAAGGGAGCUGACAGGAGCUGCAGGAAAGGUACGUUACAGCUUCCUGCCGGCCCCCCUCCUACACAGCCCAUCCACUGGACCACCAGGGAAUGAGAGCCCCCCUCCCUGGCCAGCUAACAAGCAGGGAGGGGGGAUGAAUAAAAAUAAAUAAAUUAAAUAAUAAAAUAAAAAAAAUUAAUAAUAAAAUAUUAAAAUAAUUAAAAUGCCCACCCUCCACCAAGGCUCUGCAUCACAUACACGCACUGCAUUUAUACACACACACACACUGCAUUCAUACACGCAUACACACACACACACACACACACACUGCAUUCAUACAAACACACUGCAUUAUAUAAGACAUAAUAGAAAAAGGUUGCGCCAAAGCUGGCUAUGGUACGACUAAAAUAAACAAAGUCCAGAGAAUAAGUAGUUCCAAAGCAAAUUGUCAAGUUGGGCCUGAUGGGGCACCGACGGCUUUUGUGGAGGAAUAUUCUCUCUAUGGGUCAAAUGAAAACGUUUUUCAGGAUCUGUAUGUAAAGAGUUAAAGAGAUAAUAGUGCAAAUACGUCUGAUACAAAGUGUUCAAUUGAUGGAAGAAGAGAUCUAUAGUAAUCCUACUCGCGUGUAGUAGGGCUAAACUAGCUCUAGUGUGGAUGGCAUACAGCGGUACAAUCCCCGCUUGUAGGAUACGUAGGGAGGUAUUGGUUUUUAAAUCCGUAUGUGGGAAAAAAGACAGAUGAUAGGGCAAUACGUCUGGUAAAGGUGGUAUAUACGACAACAGAGUCUGCUAUAGUCCUACUCACGUGAAGUAGAGCUCAAACACAGCAUUAUAUACACACACACACUGUAAAUAAAUAUUCAAUUAAUAUAAUUUUUUGGGGGCUCUAAUUUUAUUUAGAAAUUUACCAGUAGCUGCUGCAUUUCCCACCCUAGUCUUAUACUCGAGUCAAUAAGUUUUCUCAGUAUUCGGGUUGACUUAUACUCGAGUAUAUACGGUAAUUGCAAAACUUAGUUUGAAUAUUCUUUAACUCUACAAUUAGUUGCAUUUAGGUAAAUAAAUCCAAUACAUAAAUACAUUUUACAAAUGCACUACGAAGAUGCAUAUAACCGUUCUGGUGACAGAAUUUUAGACACUAGGCUAUGAAAGAAUAAAAGGGUUUUAAUACUAGUGAUUGAUUGUGUACUUCACCUGCCAUUGUGGACAGAGUAUAUGUUUUUAAAUGUGAAAGUGCUGAUCUGUUACCAUCAGUAGGACGUACAAGGUAUGGAAUGCUAUACGAGUGUAUUUACAUGCUGCAGCUUUCAUUGGAGACCAUUAAGGUGUGUUCAGCUGUGACACAUAGUUUCAAGGCUUUGUUGGUGUAUAUUUUAACCCCUUAAGGACCAAACUUCUGGAAUAAAAGGGAAUCAUGACAUGUCACACGUCAUGUGUCCUUAAGGGGGUUAAAGGACCACUAUAGGCACUCAGACCACUUCAGCUUAAUGAAGUGGUCUGGGUGCCAGGUCCAGCUAGGUUUAACCCUUUUUUCUAUAAACAUAAUUUCAGAGAAACUGGGACCCUGUGAGAAACUGGGAGUGGGACCCUGAGUAUGUUUUCCUGUCACUAUAGUGGUCCUUUAAGGCUAUAAGGAAACCAAAUGCCUAUAAUUUCAGUUACUGCCUCCCGCGUCCAAAAUAAUAAUGGAUUAGUUUGCAAAGUGCACAGAAAUAAUAAUAUACUUAAAUUCCCCCAUACCUUGGAUUGCAUUUAUACAUUUAAACCUACAUUUCAAGCAGUCACCAAGUGAUGCUAAUGCUAUACUGCAGCACUUUUCGUAAGACUUGCCCUUUAUCAGUAUAGCUCAUUGGAUCAAACCAUGUUGAGGUCGGCAUUGCUCUUGAAACACAACUAAGCCAUGAUUUGAGUAUAUUCUUAAAGGGACACUUUUAAGUACCACUGUCUCUACAAUUUAUUGUACUGGUUAUGGUUUUCUGUCAAAUGAUCAUAAAUUGUUUUAACUGGAAUAUGGGGACUUCCUGAUACCCCAUGUCCUCCCCCUCAGCCUUCACAUAAUGAGGAAUUUCACUUAGAUUUUUUUCAAAUUAUUGGAAUUGAAACUAUGGGCUCGCCGUCCACAUUAGCAGUAGGCGACUUGGCUACGGGUGCCUAUCAGCCACCCAGUUUUGGUCAAACUUGCAACCUAAUAGCACCACAUGCUGAUGUAGUAGUUAUGGUGCCCAUCAAAUCAAGGUAGAAUACCAGCUAAUUUAAAUACCGUAUAUACUCGUGUAUAAGUCGAUCUCAUGUAUAAGUCGAGUGCAGUUUUGUGACCAACAAUUGUGAAAUAUGCUAUGCCUCGUGGAUAAGUCGAGGGUAAAACUUGGGGCUAUGAAAUUCUGUGAUUUUUAUAAUUAUAUACACACACACUCAUACAAACACACACUCUGCAUUAUAUACACACACACUCAUACAAACACACACUCUGCAUUAUAUACACACACACACUCAUACAAACACACACUCUGCAUUAUAUACACACACACACUCAUACAAACACACACUCUGCAUUAUAUACACACACACACUCAUACAAACACACACUCUGCAUUAUAUACACAGACACACACACUACACAAACACACACACUCUGCAUUAUAUACACAGACACACACUCAUACAAACACACACUCUGCAUUAUAUACACACACACUCAUACAAACACACACUCUGCAUUAUAUACACACACACUCAUACAAACACACACUCUGCAUUAUAUAUAUACACACACACACACAUACAAACACACACUCUGCAUUAUAUAUACACACACACACACACUCAUACAAACACACACUGCAUUAUAUACACACACACUCAUACAAACACACACUCUGCAUUAUAUACACACACACUCAUACAAACACACACACACUCUGCAUUAUAUACACACACUCUGUGUAUAUAAUGCAGAGUGUGUAUAUAAUGCAGUGUGUGUGUUUGUGUAAUGUGUGUGAACUGGGUGGGGGGAGGGCAUUUUUAUUAUUGUAAAAAAAUUUUAUUUUAAUAUUAUUAUUUUUUUAUUUUAAUUUUUUUUUUGUCCCCCCUCCCUGCUUGUUAACUGGUCAGGGAGGGGGGCUAUCUUAAUCCCUGGUGGUCCAGUGGCAUGGGCUGUGAAGUGGGGGGGCUGACAGGAAGCAUUUACUUACCUUUCCUGCAGCUCCUGUCAGCUCCCUUCUCCUCCGUUCCGGUCAGCUCCACUGUAAGUCUCGCGGUCUGGUUGCCGCGCGGAUCGUUGCCAUGGCUCUGACGGCCGCGGCUCUCUAAGUUGCCAUAAUACAGACAGUGACUCGAGUAUAAGUCGAGUGGGGGUUUUUAAGCACAAAAAAUGUGCUGAAAAACUAGACUUGUACUCGAGUAUAUACUGUAGUUGAUUUCUCCCCCUCGGCUGCAAAAUGCUGCAUACUAAUGUUGCAGUGUAAGCAUGCAGAAGCCAAACACAGAAAUAUUGGACACAGGUCUUCAGGAAGUAACAGGCCUUUAUUCACAUUACCGAUCGGGUCUCAGAUGAACUCCUGUUCCAAAAGAUCUGAGAGACCAACACAUAGUGUACAUUCCUUAUAUAGCACUAUAACUCCUCCCAUUAAUAGCUACACCCACAUACACCUUUAACCAAUCAAUGAGCAGAAUAUAGACUUGUACAUCUAGUCAAACCACAUGGCUCAUCCAAGACAAAGGAAAUAAGUGCAAUUUCAGUUCCUGCAUUCCUGCACAUGCUCAGUACACUGAUGACAGUAUCCUAGCUACAUGUAGCUAACCAACUGACACAACAUACACAUAUGCCACAUGGAGAUUUUGGCCUACUAAAUUUUAACCAUGCUGGAAUCCCAUCACAUUCCCCCCUUUGAUGCCUCUGAUAUAACAUUAUUCCAGAUGCAUCACCAAUCACAGUUUUACCUACAUCUCUCAAGUAGCCAUUGAACCAGAGUAGACCUUGUAAGCAUCUUAAAAACUCCUUCAACAUUCUUCAUCCUGAAUAUAUUCUCUUCGGGCUAGGGGAUCAUAUCUUCCAGACAGCCAUUACAUGAGCCGCUGUCUUUCUCUCUAUAGUACUCUCUAUAAUACUACGUAGGGACCUUACCACUAGUGGAAUUAGACAGGGCAGGAGGAGGCACAAAAAAAUAUAAUAAAUUCUACUCCUCCUACUAAUGUCUUAAUUCCUCCAAGCUGCUCAUACCAACUACUUAGGUUAUACCCAUUCCAGACCUGAGUAGGUACAUGCUCAAAUUUAACCAUGUGGCUUGUAAGUUCAGCCACUGCCUGCCCUUCAUCAUCUAUGUGCAGACAACAGUUACUUAGAUUAAACUUUCCGCAUACACCUCCUUCUACUGCUAGUAAGUAAUCAAGGGCUAGCCUAUUCUGGUAUAUGGCUGAUCACAUCUUGGUAUUUUGCUUAGCUAGAAGAUUAAGCACUUGAGCUGUCUCAUUAGUAAUAAUCUCAACUACCGCCUGUAGUCUAAUAAUGCGGUUGAGCAUAUAUAAUCGGAGUUCUAUAUCCAUAAGUGCCAUCUUCUGCCCAAGUAGCAGGUCCAUAAUAAUUAAUAAUACGUUGAGGGGGCCACUCAUUAUCUUCCCAGCUACCUAUAUUCAAGGAUGCUCUCUCCCUUUUAUGAUUUACAUCGUAAACCUUAACUCCCAAGGUCUCUCCUGUUUCGAUUGGCAACAAGAAGAAGGAUGGCUUUGGCAUACCUAAUACACAUGCCCCUUCCCAAUCUUGUGGUAACUCCGAAUAAGUUUUCUUAUAAAUUUGCUGGGGCUUUCCAACUAGAUGUAGCCGAUAAGUCAAACCAUACCUCCUUUAAAUGAGUGUAAUUGGCAAACGGAUUAGUAGGUUCCGAGACAUUUGAAGCUGACCACCAAGUAGUAUUUUUAGUAUUAACAUUAUAGGCUUUUUGUCCCAAGCAAGUUAGCUCACCUACAGACGUGUUAUACAUUGUCCCUUUCCUGGCUAUACAAACAUGACCUAUAAUGGAGGUUUUCAACCACCAUUCCAAUUUACUUCUAGUACUUACUUGAUGAUCAGACUGGAAAGGUAUCUGUUGUUCAUAUGUCUCAGAGCCAGGGUACCAUAUUUCCUUUGCCUCCCAUGGCCACUGGUCUCCCAUAUUAGUACCUCCACACACAUAGCAAUUAGUUACAUUAAGACUACCUGCAAUACCCUCAGCCAAAUCAAUAUAUAGGUUGUUAACAUUAUGGGGAAUUUUAUCCUCAAUACUCAUCUCCUCAUAGAAGGAAUGAGAAACCUGAUGAGUUUGAGUUGCCACUGUCUCAGUUUCAAGACCUACAUAUAUUAUUGUUCCUGAAUCUACUCCUGUGCCAUAUAUUUGGAACCCAAACAGACCUCCAAACCUGUCAAUAAAGUACUGCAGAUUGGAAAUGGUCAUGUGAACGGGGUUACACACAUAGUUUUACAGUAUGGUGUGGUAGGCAACCUUUGGAUAAUCAUAUCUUGAUCCACUGUUUUUCCCAGGUUGCCCAACCUACACAUGACAAAUAGGGGCAGAAGUUAGUCUCUAUUUGGGCAAUCAGGAUCAGUAGAUCUUUUACUGGGACAUAAGUAUUUAUCAUUAAACCCAUAAGUUCGUUCCCAUUUAAGAUUACCACAUACAUUCCAAAGUCUUCCACUACCCGAAAUCGCCUUACAUGCAUCAAAUAGUAGAAUACCCGUGGAAUGUAUGGUGCUUAUCACAGUCCUAUUUAUUAAUGUCCCCUGGGAGUUACUAUUCCGAAUUACCAACCAAAUUGUACGGGGUUGGAAAUGGGGAUCAAAACAUUUAGACUCUCCUGAUAUUGGCUUGCACACACUAUAAUCAAUAUCCAAAUAUCUACAUUUAGAUACAGAUCCCUUACAUUCAUACUGUGAGUGCCAGAUGAGAGUUUGGGAUAUUUGGUUACCUGUUUUAGUAGUCUUAAUGCAACUAUCGCAAUUCGGUAUGUCUGUACUCCUACCUUCCUGAAAAAUCAUAAAAAUACUAAGACACAAUAAAACACAUUAUUCCUGAAAUCCUCAUUUUUCUUCGACCGUGCGAUGGCCUCUCAGCUUCCCGAUUGUGAGGGCUGCAAGGAUGUUGUUCUUCUGAUCCUCACUUUCCUUCACAGAGAUCCCUUCAAGAUACUCUGGCUAUGACACGUAGGCAGGUGGUCAGGCUUUAUUAUGGCCGUCAAAACACCUACUUGAUGAUCUUUGUAGACUUUUAACUAGAAUGUCUCGAUAUCCCCUCGUCACUCCGACUGAGUUGCACGCUUCAACCGGGUCCUGCAAGGAUUCUCAGGAUCUGGAGUAGCUUGCCAAGAGUCUGCCGCUGGUUUAACCUUAGAAUGAUGAAUCCAAGGAGUCACUUCCGCCACCUUUACAGCUAUUGGGGUAGAUAAAAGAACAACAUACAAAGGCUAACAGGAUACACCCCGAGCUUUAACUCAAUAUGUAUUGGUGGGAUAUUACGAGCAAGUCCUGGAGGAUUAUUUUCUUCCCAUACUCCUGGAAUGUCAAGUAAGGAUUCAUCACUCUUAGGGUUAACACUUGUCACUAUGGAAUAGAAGCGUCAUUCUUCUUCCCUUGGCACCGAUAUCGCCAUUAUGCCUGGUAAUCCCUUAAACUUCAGAGAUGUUAAUCCAUUAGGUAAAAGGUUAUCUGAGCUUAAAGCUUCGAUAAUAGAUCUCGUCCUAAAAGUUGAAUCGGACACUCUGGCAUAUAUAGGAACUAAUGCUUCACCACAUGGCCUCCCAGAAUACAAGUGCGACUCUUAAGAACCGGUCUAGCUGCACUUCUCCCAGUAGCUCCUAUCACAGUUAUAGUCUUCCCCGAAGGCGGAGCCACCAUCUUAGUCACCACAGAAUGUUCAGCACCUGUGUCGAUCAUGAAAGAACUUCUCUUUCCCCCUAUUGCUACAUCGACCAUAGGCUCCGCUCGACCAAGUGGGAUGGAGCCCGGUCGGUAUCAAUAGUCUUCCAUGAUAGUGUCAGCCAGACCCACAAAAUCUCUAUCCUCUCUUUCUCUAGGUCUCUGCGUGGGUGGAUAGUAUCUGUCUCCUUGAACACUUCCUCUACUAUUCCCACCAUUCCCUCUAAAACUUCCUCUUCCUCUAUAACUACCACUAUAACCUCCUCGUACCCUUCUCUCUCCUUGUCUAUCACCUUCAUACUGCUCUCUCUGUGGACACUCACUCUUCCAAUGUCCCUCCUUUCUACAAUACGCACAUUAAUUCCUACUUAAAGUCCCUUGCUCAGCCUAUUCUCGUCUCCUCUAUUCACUUCCCUGUCUUUCUACACUUAAGAUAGCUACCGCUAGCAUAUCUGCCUUAUUCCUCAUUUUACGUUCUUCCUCCAUCUCCCUAUUCAUAUAUACUGUAUUUGCAAUCUCCAUUAGCUGUAUUAUGGACAUCCCUACAAAUCCCUCUAAUUUCUGUAAUUUCCUUUUAAUAUCACCUUGGGCCUGGCUGACAAAUGCUGAGUCUAUCAUUCGGAAGUUUUCAGGGGCUUCAGGAUUGAAAGGAGUGUACAAUCUAUUUGACUCAAGCAGUAUGUAAUAUGGGACUUCGACAAGGCUGCUCAAUAAUAGGUUCCAGUCUAGGAGUAGUAAGAUAGGUGUAAGGGGGUGAGCUAAUUUUAUUAGUCGGCAUUUGGUGGAUGAAAAAACUUUUUUGUUUAAAGUGUUAAACCAAAAACCUACCAGUAGGUGUCACCAGAGGGUAAUUGUAUCAAAAUAAUCUUUAUGGGUCUAAUAAGAAAACUCAACUUUUAAUAUAUUUAUACAUAAAAUAAAACCUUAUAGCAAUAAACAUAUUAAAAUAGGGUAAGCAAUCCUACUUCUAUCUGUUAUAAACAAUGUAUUAUCAAUGUAACUCCCAAAGAUGGCCCGUAGGUGGCUUAGAGUGCCUCCCUAAAGUCAAAUGAAACAAAUAGACUUUAAUUAAUUAUGUCCUAUUUUAUUAUUACUUAUUUUAAUCAAUGUCCACCCUGAUAGCUAGGCUUGAUUAAAUCUUUAGUUCUAAGGUAAAUUAAACAUUUCAGUUUGUAGUUUAGUAAAAGGGGACAUUUUGGACAAAGCUGGGAGGGGCCCAUCCAGUAACUAAAAAAAACCAAUAUACCAUCUGAUACCAUUGAUCAUUGAUUAGGGGGAGGGGUAGUACAGAAAUACAAGAGUUUGAAACACAGGAACAGAUAGGUAUGUGGGUAGGCGGGGACAGUAGAGCAGGGGGAGUGCAAAUACUGACUAUAUACCAGUUUUUAGCUUGGGAAGAAGAAUAGGGGCGUGGCUAAUCUGGCUCUGGAGGAUGUUUGGGGGGUUGGUAAUCAGAUGCCAGGGGGGGAGGGGAUGUCCAAAGCAGUUGUAAUUAAGUCCUUAGUUCUGACCACCAUAUGGCUACAUUGUUUCUCAUAUGACACAGUUUAACUCACCAAGGCAGUUUUUCAACAAUCAGUUUCCAACAGUCAAUGUAUAGAAACUGAUCAUAGAAUUCCAGCCUACUAGCUACAGCCACAUGUACACCCUGCACUAAAUUUAAGUGAAGACUGCUACAUGGAGGCCAUGCGGCCACCAGGACAGGCUACUCCCUACUUUUUUUUUUUUUGAAAACAUACAAGACAAAAGACUAACAGCCUAGUGAAUCAGAUUAUUUCAACAGAACGUCUGAUUCAAAAAGCUGUACAAAUAUACACACAGUUUCAACAGUCACACCAAUCUCCUUAUCACCAGCAACACAUUGCGCAGUCACUAGGCCCAAACACACACACAGGAUCCUCACAUGCUCAACAAUAUCACGACGUCGCACACACGAAAUUAAAUUAAAAAAAACCCACCAAAGACUAUACACUUAUCAAUGUAACUAUUAUUCAAACCAUACAACUAUCCACGCUAUUAAUCCAUAUAAACUAACCGAUCACAUAACAUUUCAACAAUUUCAUCUCUACAAUUAUCCGUACUAUAAAUCAACUUUUGACUAACCAACUAUAUCACAUUCUAGUAACCUCAUCUUUACAGUCAGUGGUUAUGGUACAAUUAGUAAGUGGUUAUAAUACAGUAUUAAAGUCACAGAUCAGUUAGUAACAGUUAUGGUAUUAUACAUAUAACAUAAAACAGCAAUUGUUAGUAAUUUUUACACAAUGUCAGUGGUUAUGGUACAUAUCAGUAGUUAUGGUACCGUGCGCUAUUUUACAGUUAUACACACAAUUUACACUCCCACUAGACAGCAGAGCUCUAACUUUCUAGUAGGACAUACAAGUUAACCAAUUCACCAACUACAAUAUAUUUAACAACAUUUACAAUAAUCCCAACUAUUCUAACUGGCCAGCACCUCGAGAGCUUUCGAUCUAUUUAUACACCAGAGAUUCGAUAAGUUCUUCGCUGCCCAGACACCACGUAUAGCGAACUAGAGGGCAGAAUUUACACAGUACCCAGCUAGUCUAUUAAACUAUCAAUAAGCUAGUGGCUGGAUUUACAACAGAGCACACUUAGUUAAGAUAGGGUGAAAUCUAGCAAACUAUAAUAUACAACAGAGUAUGCUAGUCUCCCGGUCCCCCCGACCUAGCGAACAAAAUUUACACCCUAGAUACGCUAGUCAAGACAGGACACCGGUGUCCGACAUGAGCUAUUUACACCAGAACUCAGUCUGACCCAAACCACCUAUAUUAGACGGGCUGACUACAGAGCGUCUAAUUUCCAGAUAAGUGUUGCGCUUUUCACUUCUUCCAUCCAUAAGGACAGGGCAGAUUCCAAUAACCGGUUCCAAAUAUAAAACCCCUUGUGGGUCUACCGCUCUAACGGUAUCAAUCUUACCUGUUAAUUUCUGGACCUGGGUUCACUCAUAGACGGAACAAUCCGGGACUCACUGCGCAGAAGCCGAUGAUCUCCUGGACAAAAGGCCAGUGGCGCCGAGACGAAAGGAGGUCCACGCAGUAGAAGUCCAGGAUUGUAGCGUAGAAGGUUUGGUAAAAGUUUACCGUCUCAAAUCUCUGCGCUAGCUUCCAUGCAAAUGAGGUUCCCACUGCCAAUGCACCAGAAAUGUUGCAGUGUAAGCAUGCAGAAGCCAAACACAGAAAUAUUGGACACAGGUCUUCAGGAAGUAACAGGCCUUUAUUCACAUUACCGAUCGGGUCUCAGAUGAACUCCUGUUCCAAAAGAUCUGAGAGACCAACACAUAGUGUACAUUCCUUAUAUAGCACUAUAACUCCUCCCAUUAAUAGCUACACCCACAUACACCUUUAACCAAUCAAUGAGCAGAAUAUAGACUUGUACAUCUAGUCAAACCACAUGGCUCAUCCAAGACAAAGGAAAUAAGUGCAAUUUCAGUUCCUGCAUUCCUGCACAUGCUCAGUACACUGAUGACAGUAUCCUAGCUACAUGUAGCUAACCAACUGACACAACAUACACAUAUGCCACAUGGAGAUUUUGGCCUACUAAAUUUUAACCAUGCUGGAAUCCCAUCACACUAACAGCAGAUAUUGCUGGGUUUGGUAAAUUUACCAGCAUCGUUUUGUAAUUUUGAUCAUUUUUAUGUAGGAUAGGGGUUUUCUUUUUGUCUGGGAUAAUUGUGCAAUGCGGACUUUAACAUAAAAUAGUUCUGGAAAAAAGAUUCCCCUGGCAAUUGACAUUUGAUAUUACCCUGUGAGUGUUUGGAAUUUGACAGGCUCUUUCCACGACCCAGUAACAAAACAAGCACUCUCAGUGUGACCCCCUCAAGGUUCAAGGGCAGUCUGACGGAUUGAUAUGCAUUUUUGUUAUGGAGGGCUGAUUCCUACAGUACAAGAUACUAAGGCACCCUCCACCCUCCUCAAAAAAAGCUAAAUACAAAAUCGCUGAUUCUGAAUAAAUGUUGCAAAUGUCUUUUGCCUCGCCUCCCUACUGCACCUAGAACAUUUCCGUAAACAAUAUUUUCACAAACUAACCAGUUGCAGAAUAAAAAAGAAAGUAUGUCUACAAAGCUCUGCAAACAAUAUUCAUAUCCCGUGUUUCAGUCUCUUGUUGUCUUACUAGACAUACACCAGACCAGCUAUAAAUGAAACCGUCCCACUAAGAGUACAGAGUACUUAUCUGGACGCAGUAGGAACCAUACCUCCCAAGUGUCCCUAUUAAUGAGGGAAAGUACCUAUUUUGUGCCCAAAUCCCUUGGACUUUCUUUUCUACCCUAAUGUCCUUAGUGUGUCUGAAUGUAUAACAAAGCAUUACAUCAAGAGUACUUGUAUUACAGUGUCUUUCAACUACAAUAAAUGUGGUUAGAAAUCAGGCUGUGUAAAUAAGAAACUGCUCUUGUUCGCAAUUAUUAUUAUUAUUAUUAUUAUUAUUAUUAUUGGCAUUUAUAAAGUGCCAACAUAUUCCGCAGUGCUGUACAAUUGGGGAAAAAUACAAACACAAUAACAACAGACCUCUACAACAGGUAGAGGACAAUUACAUUUUAUUUGCAUAAAUUAUUAGUAAAUCACCUAAAAAUUCUCAGAACAAUCCUGCCUCUGGCUAAAGCCCAAAAACUAAAGUGUCCCUCUUUGUCCAUUUGAAAUUGUGGGAAGUAUGAGGACAAAAAUCCAAGACACACCUCCUGUUUAUUUUUACAUUUUAUCAGGCAGUUUUUAGCAACACAUUUACUUGCAGCCUUAUUACCGUAGCAUGCAAUGUGUAUAGCAGUCAUCUAGCCGUGUUCUUUUUUCAUUUUUUGUUUUAAUUGUCAGUAAUGACAAUUUUAUUGCCAACAGUUAUUAAAAAAUGCAAAGACUACAUUCACCCGGAGGCUGUCCACCAGGAUAUCACCGCCAAAGAUUCUCUUUCCCGUGGUGUUUAUAGCUCUCAAAGUAGCUUCAGUGAUUAUAGCUUGUAGAAUAGAUCCUUUUCCUCCCUAUAUAUUAGAAGAGUCUUAAUGCCGGGAGUAGAACUGAUUUAUUGGCACAUGGCACCUGUUAUACCUUGGGUCUCAACAGGAGGUCCCCAGGAAGAACAAAAAAAUUGCAACAUUCCCGGAGCCCUGGUGUCUGUGCCUGAGCAGCUAAUUUAAUUAGAGGCCUGACUCCUUCGCACUGGGGUAACAAAACACAACUUGCUUUUCCUUGCCCACAUCCCUACACAAUGGUGUCCCCAGGAAGCUUGUGUCAGAGCGCACACUUUGUCCAAAAAGCACCCGGAUUGGAUAUGGCUAGCAGAAGUUAGAUGAAAGUCAAUGUCUCAGCGGGUCGCGCCUAGCCCCUGAUCCACCACAGAGUUCCAUGGCACAGGGUGGAAAGUCCCGGUCACCAAAACAGCAGCGCUUUCUGUAAGUUCUUGUAGCUCCUUCAAGUCCAACGUAUCGUUGGAUGUCUCACCCCCUCCUCUAUCUUCGCUCCAAAAAGUGCAACAUUAGGUGAUGUUGCGACUGAGAGAACUAUAAUUUAAUGUUUUAUUGGACCGUAGCUGAGCUAGAGUUUCAGGGCAAUUGGAGGUUGCUCCCGGUCAGGUGCGCCGUACAUCUGGAGCCUUUCUGCGGUUGCACGAUGGGAAGGCUGGGAAGUAAUGGUGAGCAUGGCUCUUUCGGGGUGAGGUGGAGGACUACAGCCGAGGACAAUCUAUAGGUGACUGGGUUCAUUUUUUUUUUUUUUCUAAGUAUACCUUUGCAGUGCCUUGCAGCACAUAUUGAAAAAUGUGCUUUAUGGUACUGGGUUAUGACUAUAAGCCUGCUGUGGAGUGCUCUAGAAACAUAAAAAAAAGUAUUUUCACAUAUUUUCUUAUGACGUGUCCUUUUUAUAGGCCAAGGGGAGUGGUAAUUCACCUUUAACCUUGGCAUUACACCAGGACCUCCUUACUUCUAGCCGUCAUAGACAGUCAAGUUACUAAACACAAAUUGUAUUGAAAUUCAGGUUCCCUGUUAAUCAUACAGUCUUUUAUUAUCCUAUGAUUCAACAAGGGAGGGUGUGGUACUAGGAGGAAAUAUUCAAGAAAUAUUUGAAUGAAAAUAUGUUUAAAAAGGAGCGAGACAAGAACAGAUUAUAAUCAAAGGGUAAUCUAGGGGCACAUAAAGGAAAAUAUCAAAGUGUAAAUUAUGGUGAGACAGACUCACAGGGCAUGAAUUUAUCAGAUCAAAGAAGUACGGCAUCAUGUGGAGGAAGUUUGUGUUCUACCAGUAACUGCAUGGUAGCAUUCUUUCACUUUACCGCAGGCAUUCUAUGUUGUGACAUUUGCUCACUUGAAGGAGUACCCUACGUAACUGAAUAGUUUAGGUUGCUUAAUGUCCCCUGGUUUAUUAUUGAAUCAUCUAUGAACUGAUGUAUAGAUGUUGUAGAAUUUACAUGUCUGCAUUGUUGGUGUUUAUAAUUUGCAAAUUAUGCAAAGAAGCAGGACGUUGACAGACACUUUAACAUUAGUUCUACACCAUAAAUGUCAAACUUCAGCUAAUGGCAGAGAAUUAUGGGAACGGUACUUCAAAAAGACUAAGCUAAACUUGCACCCACUGACUUGAACCUACCUCUUUUUGUAGGUCCAUGUUCAUAUAAUAAACCUUUUACAUAGUUACACAGCUGAAAAGAGACUUGCGUCCAUCAAGUUCAGCCUGCCUCACAUAUGUUUUUGCUGUUGAUCCAAAAGGAAAAACAAAAUCAGAUUGCAGUACAGUUUAAUUCCUAUAAUUUUCUGUGAAGAAAUGUGAGGUUGUCUUCUCUCCAUGUGGCAGACACUUUUUUAUUAUUUUUAUAAAGCAUUAAUAUUGUCCCCAGCGUUGUACAGUGGGUAGGUUAAUAAAAGGCACGGAUUGGAGACACUUUUCCAACCUCUGUUACACAGGCUGGUGCAAAUGGAAAUCGGAAGCCCUUUUCUAUACAGUUGUUAUGCAAAUGUGCAAUGUAAUGGAGAUAAUGUGGAGUGAGGCAUAAAAUAGGGAUUGCAGCAAAUCCAGAGCUUAAACCCAGAGCUUAAAGGAACACUAUAGUUACCUAAAUUACUUUAGCUAAAUAAAGCAGUUUUAGUGUAUAGAUCAUUCCCCUGCAAUUUCACUGCUCAAUUCACUGUCAUUUAGGAGUUAACCCCUUAAGGACUGGACUGUUUUUGCGAUGUUGUACAUUUGCGACCAGGAAUAUUUUUACACUUUUGUGGUGUUUGUGUUUGGCUGUAAUUUUCCGCUUUCUCAUUUACUGUUCCCAUACAAAUUAUAUAUUGUUUUUUUCAGGACAAAAGGGGCUUUCUUUACAUACCAUUAUUUAUAUAAUCUCAUGUAUUUUAAUUUAAAAAAAAUAAAAAAAUCUGAUGAAAAAUUGAAAAAAUACAUGUUUUUUGACUUUUACUUGAAAAAUCUUUUACUCAUCUACAAAAGCGAAUGAAAAAAACUGCUAAAUAGAUUCAAAAUUUUGUCCUGAGUUUAAAAAUACCUAAUGUUUACGUGCUUUUUUGCUUUUUUUUUGCAUGUUAUAGGGCUAUAGGUACAAGUAGGAUAUUGCGGUUUCAAAACAUACAUUUUAAAAUUUAUCAAUAGUGACAUUGUAACACUAUUAUCUGUCAUAAAUCUCUGAAUAACACCCCACAUGUACAUAUUUUUUUUAAAGUAGACAACCCAGGGUAUUCAAUAUGGGGUAUGUCCAGUCUUUUUUAGUAGCCACUUAGUCGAAAACACUGGCCAAAGUAAGCAUUCAUAUUUGUUUGUGUGUGAAAAAAGUAAAAAAACUAAAUUGAACGCUAAUUUUGGCCAGUGUUUGUGACCAAGUGGUUACUAAAAAGACUGGACAUACCCCAUUUGCAAUACCUUGGGUUGUCUUCUUUUGCAAAUGGUAUGCCAUCAUGGGGGUAAUUCUCAUUCCUGGGCUACCAUACGCUCUCAAAGGCAACGUAACCAACCUGGCCAUUUUCAAUGUAAAAAUAUUUGACCCAUAUAUUUGACCUUGUAACUUUCAAAAAUGCUAUAAAACCUGUACAUGGGGGGUACUGUUUUACUCGGGAGACAUCGCUGAACACAACAUUAGUGUUUAAAAACUGGAAAACGUAUCACAACAAUUAUAUCAUCAGUAAAAGUGCUGUUUGUGUGUGAAAAAUGCAAAAAAAGUAACUUUCACUGACAAUAUCAUCGCUGUGAUAUGUUUUACUGUUUUGAAUCACUAAUAUUUGUGUUCAGCGAAGUCUCCCGAGUAAAACAGUACCCCCCAUGUACAGGUUUUAGGGUGUCGUAGAACGUUACAGGGUAAAAUACAGUGCUAGCAAAUUAAAUUCUCUGGAAUUUCGGCCUGGGUUGGCAGGCAGGUCCCUCAAAUUGCAAUCAAUAAAAUUACUGAAUUAUGUAAAAAUAUUACAUAAAUACGCACGUAGAAUUUAAAUAUAUAUGCAUAUUUAUAUAUUUGAAGUCUACGUGUAUAUUUAUAUAAUUAUUUAUGUAAUUUUGUAUAUGGACGUAUGUAUAUUUCUUAUUAUUUUAUUUAUUUUUAUAUACAUAGAUAUAUAUACAAAUUCAUUCUAAGUGUAUUUUGAUAUAAAUAUAUAUAUAUAAUUUUAAAAUACAGUUAGAAUAAAAUUUCAUAUAGCUAUAUAAUUUUUUAAAAUUUUUUUAUUAUUAUUUAAAAAUUUUUUAUUUAAUUUAAAUUACUUAUUAUUUAUAUUUUAUAAUAAUAUAUAUAUACAAUAUAUAUAGUUAUUAUAUAUAUUAUAUAUAUACGUGUGUAAUUUAAUUAUAAGUGUAUUUUUAUAUUAAUAUAAGUACAUAUUAAUAUAAAAAUACACUUAGUAUGACAUUAUAUAUAUAUAUAUGAUAUAUAGACAUAAUAUAUGUCUAUAUAUCAUAUAUACACAUAUAAAAUUAUUUUUAUUUUUUUUAAUUAACACUAACUUUAUUUUUAUUUUUUCUGAUUUUACACAAGCAGGGAGACUGCCUGUCGGCACAUGACCAUGUGAUCGCUGUGUUAAGCGAUCACAUGGCCACAGGGGUCCUAAUCUGCCGUGGGGAGACUGUCUGGGCUGCAGCCAGUCUCCCCACAACCGGAGGAACACUGAUCGCCGCCGGGGGAACGACGGCGAUCAGGUAAGUACCCCCAGACCGUUAGGACGGUUCAGGACCGUCAUCGGUCGGCAAGGCAAAAAUGCCGAUGACGGUCCUGAACCGUCCUCGGUCCUUAAGGGGUUAAAUCACUUUGUUUCUGUUUAUGCAGCCCUAGUCACACCUCACCUGGCUAUGAUUGACAGAGCCUGCAUGAAAAAAAAAAAACUGGUUUCACUUUCAAACACAUGUAAUUUACCUUAAAUAAUUGGAUCUCAAUCUCUAAAUUGAACUUUAAUCACAUACAGGAGACUCUUGCAGGGUCUAGCAAGCGAUUAACAUAGCAGGGGAUAAGAAAAUCUUAAUUAAACAGAACUUGCAAUAAAGAAAGCCUAAAUAGGAAGUGUUUAUGGAAGGCUGUGCAAGUCACAUGCAGGAAGGUGUGACUAGGGUUCAUAAACAAAGGGAUUUAACUCCUAAAUGGCAGAGGAUUGAGCAGUGAGGCUGCAGGGGCAUGUUCUAUACACCAAAACUGCUUCAUUAAGCUAAAGUUGUUCAGGUGACUAUAGUGUCCCUUUAAAGGGCAGGACAGACACAAAAUUCCAGUGAUUCCCCAUGGUGAGAUUCUGUGCAAUAGCAGAAACUAUCACAAACCUCUUUGUGAUGCUAUCUCUAAAGUAUUAAAGGAGAACAAUUUUAAAUGAACACUCCAAGUACGAAAACCACUACAGCUUGCCAGGACCGCGGUAUACAGGAAGUGCUCACUGAGAGAGCACUUCCUGUCAGUCCGCUCUGCUCAGCCAUGCUACAAGAGAGGUAAUAAGGCACACCGGGACGGACACACACACACACACACACACACACACACACACACACACACACACACACUAAAGGACAGGGAGAGAGAGAGACACUAAAGGUGUGUGGGGGGCGGGGAACCACUAAGGGACCGGGGUAGCGAGAGGUACACUAAGGGACAGGGAGGGGAAGGGAGGGAAGAUGAACACAAAUGGACAGGGAGGGGAGAGGUACACUAAGGGUGAGGGAGAGUUACACUAAGGGACAGAGAGGCGAGGGAAGGGAAAGGAACACUAAAUAUUCUUGAAAAAAUAAAAAUCUGACUGGCAUGUAUAUUUUGUACAUUUAUCACUUAAUAAAAAAAUUUGCAAAUGGUAAAUGUACAGAGAGUAUCGGUAAGUUAUCGGCUGUCUGCAUGAAAGUUCACGGAUUAUCGGUAUCUGCUCUAAAAAAAUCAAUAUCGGUCGAUCCUUAAUGUGAACACUGCCUUUUUUUCUAAAAUUUACAUUAAACAUUAGUUACAUUAGUUUACAUUAAAAAGCAUGCAGGGACAAGCAAUAGACACCAGAACACUAAGCUGUAGUCAUCAGAACAUUAAGCUGUAGUUGUUCUGGUGACUAUAGUGUUCCUUUUAAAAUGAAGGCAAUCCUGCUAAUUUGCCUUAUAGGACAGAAAUGUUUACUUGCUGUGGAGCCUAAGGAAGCAAUAGGGAAUAUGUUUAACCCCUUAAGGACACAUGACGGAAAUAUUCCGUCAUGAUUCCCUUUUAUUCCAGAAGUUCUGUCUUUAAGGGGUUAAUCCUUUCAGAUGAUUAGGAUGCUUCAGAAAGAGGGAAAUGCUGCUAGGAGUGUAUGACUGCAGACAAAGGAGAGACCUCUUUGAAAAUAAAUAAUUCACACGCCAAGCUGCUUUGCCUUGCACCAUUGUGAAGCAUUUACCCCCCUCUCAUGGUUCUUUAGACCACAGAAAGGAGGUUUUCAUUGCAAUCUCUCGUGAUAAGGAAAGAAUUUAACAAUAAGGGAAAGUUCACUGUUCGUGAAGUACAUAAAGAAGUGUCCUUGUAUUAAGCUGAAAACAAUAUUACAACUUCCCCUUGGACAAUGAGACACAGACCAUUUCAAAGGUUUUGUUAAAGCAGAAUUGUCACGAGAGACAGAGAAGACCGAUAAAUAGAUUUAUAUAUACGCAUACGUACCCACACAUACACGCAAUUUGCAUUGUAAUUAUAUUUACAAACGCAUAACACAUACAGUUUCCUAAAUGUAUUUCCUGGCCUGCAGACCAGCAGCUGCCUAUAUCAAUUUGAGUUAUUUUUCCAAAAAACAAAUACCAUGGGAGGUGUGGGGGUGGGAAGACAGACAGGGCUAUUCUCUCUCCGGGUAUAUGACUGAAAGAAGAUUGGAAGAAUUAAACUCAUCAGAAACAAAUGGCAUCUGCUGCCUUGGACUGAAAUGAACACUUAGUCAUAUACCAGGAGAGUAGCUGCGGAGAGAGACUUGCCCUGUCUCACUCUCCACCCCUCCCCUAGUAUUUGUUUUCUGGAAAAAUCAAUUAAUUGAUAUAGGCAAAUGCCACUAAUCUUGGGAAGGCCAGCAAAUAAUACUCGGCAAUGUAUCUUUAAAGGGACAGUAUAGUCUCAAUGACCACUUCACUUCAGCCCAUUGAAGUGGUCUGGGUGCAGUGUCCCUAUUGCACUUAGUGCUGCAAUGUUUACAUUGCCUCACUAAGUCUGCCCCCAGUAUCUGUCUCCCAGACAACCACUGGUGGCGCUUCCUGGAUCCUAAAGGACAUUUGGUCAAGUAACUGACGCUGGACAUUCUCAAGCUCUGCAUGAGGACAUCUAGCGUCAGAUGCAGAGGUCUAAUGCGCGCUGCGCAUACUCGCUAGUGGCCCGCUUGUCGCGGGAUGCCGGAAGAUCCGGUAAGUAAGCCUUUACCCCUUUAUUGACUGCAGUGGGGAGGAGAGGGGGGCAAGGGAAAUCAGUCUGUGUAAAUAAGAUACAUUCUUGUUGUGCUAAAUUACGUUUUAAUUGCAUUCAUGUUUAUUCGUAAGUCACCUAAAAUUUCUCAGAACAGCUCUGCCCAUGGCCACACUCACCCCUAAAAUUAAAUUGUCCCUCUUUGCUUAUUUAAAAUGUUGAAAGGUAUAGAUUAUGUAUAUCAAAUAUGUUAAUACUUUUGAUCUACUGUAUAUACUAAUAGGACUAAACACUGAAUUAUAUUAAAUUGGAAUCCAAUUUAGACUAAAAUAGCAAAGUUGUGACUACAGUGUAAUGGGCCGUUAAGCACACUAGGGGUUAAACAGCCGUUAAGAGGAUAUUCCCUUCCAGAUACACAGGCAGCUACUGCAAGCACCAAUCUCCCGAACAGGAAACACACAAAUUCUCCAACUCCCGAACCGGAUGCUGUAAACAGCCAAACAGGAAAAAACCAUACGAACAGUUUACACUCCUAGCAGUUGAACUGUAACAGCAUACAAUCAAAUCCCCAAGAACGGUACAACACUUCGUUUUGAGGGUCAAGCAGUGAUCUCUUUUACUGGGGCUACCUGCCCGGUAUUUAUGCAGGUCUUCCACCAGGUGGACACUACCCUAGGGGACCUGGUGGAAAACUGGGAUACAUAUUGGACAUUAACCAAUUACAGACAUACACCUUUAAACACUCCCACAAUUACAUCACAACUCCUCCUCUCUAUCCUGGAUAUAAUUGGGAAGUAAUCCAAGGACAGAAGCAAAACUCCAUUAGCCACAUGUUAGCAAAAAGACAUAAAAUUACUCAAUGUUGCAAAUAUUACAUAAAACAUAUACAUUCAACAUAUCCCCAGAUAGCUUAGAUCUGAGCGCACAUUAUUAACGAAUGGCACUCAGAUCACAUACAUAUAGUUCAAUCGCCAUGGAGCCAAAGUCUUUUGUUACACGAAUGGGCUCCAUGGCAUAGCUAUCUGAGGUAACACCGCUCACAUAGGGAAAGUACCGAACGGACAGCGUCCGUAUGAAUUGCAGGAGAAGGGAGGUCGGCGGCUGAGCGGUGUUCGUGAGUUUAAAUGUCCUUUGAGUUCCACAGUUCUGGAGCUGAACACCGCUGGCUGUUCGGGAGUUUAAGAUGGCCGCUGCCACGUGUUCGAUUAUACGAACAGCGGCCACCCAGCGUUCACCGAUUUAAGCUGCGGUUAACUUCUGGGAGGUAAAUCACUGGCACACUCCUUGCCCAGGUGGUCCCCCCAUUCGUGCGUUGGUUCGGUAGAUUCAAUCUACCGAACGCCCAGGCAGAAAGGCACGAACAAGCCUUUCAGCAGGGGAAAAGAACAGCGUUUAACAUGGGACCAUAGUCCAGAAGGAGCAGGCGAGCAACCAGGCUUCUCCAGUACUUCGUGACGAGGUUGGUUCCACCACAUACAGCUGAUUUAGACAGUGGCACUGGACAAAGCUCUGUUUAAUGCAUAUUUGGUGGCAAUAAAAGCAAAUACCACAGUGAUCAUUUCAGGAGUGUUGGGUAGUAAUAAACAAAGACAUCUGGAUGUACACAUUAGAAUUACAUUGCUGAAAUGUUUGUACAGCUGGAAACAGACCUUUCUGUAAAAGUGACUUUGUCACAGCAUGAUGACAUACAUGGGCAGGCCAGAGAAGGCUGUUUGCUAUUACAUAGCUAAGCAUUUUGUAUGAAAAAUGUAAUUGACCUUAAAAAUUCAUUUAUGUCAUUUUGUCUGCAUAUAUUUUUAUAUUGGUGACACAACCAGGAUUACUACAUUUAAUCUAUAAUUAUCAUAAUCCUCUACUGUAAGUGAGAAGUGUCCUCAUCAACCUAUUUUUCCAAAUAACAAUUUGUCAUUGUCUCAUUUAUUGUUAAAGGGAUUCUCAAGUGCCAGAAAAACAGAGCCAGUUUUCCUGCCACUGGAGAAUCCUGGAGUGCCCCCCAUCCAUAUGUAAUCUACCUAUGACGUUAACCCUCUCUAACUUUAAACUCCCCCUUUAUAACUAUAUUUAAAAAAACGGCAACGGUAGGCUGGCCUGCAUGAUUGUAACAGCAGGUUGAACUGCCUUUUCAAGCAGACCUGCCUCUUUUUCAGGCAAAUCUGCCCACUUUGCAGUUUCACAUUGCUGACCCUUGACCUCCACCAUUAUGAUCUAUGGUUUCUGUAAUGAUGGAUAUGUUAAACCAAACACUGCAAGUGCAUAUUGGUCCAGACGGACCAAGGAGCUGUGACAUCACCAGCAAGAGAGAAAUCUUUUAGAAUGAGAAUGGUCGGACAGAGCAGUCAAGGUUAACUAGAAAGCUGCAAAACGUCAUUUUCUCCCCCCCACCCCCCCCCCAAGCACUAUAUAAAACUGAGUGUGUGUUUUAAAAAAAUAAUAAUGCAGCUAAUUAUUUAGGCAAAAAUAUUUUUAAAUUGUCCUCUGCAUAUUAAUUACACUAGUAUAAACACUUUCCCAUUUCUGUCCAGUGAGUUACUUGUCUUGAACUAUUGACAUAGUGGUCCAGCAAAUACACCUUACCUGCUUCUUUGGCGAUGCAGCAAGACGUCAAAGUCUGACUAUAUCACAGCUAGUUGUGGAAGUUGGGAAUAAAUUAAAUAUAUAACCUCUUUUAUAUCUGUUUCCGCAGGUGCCUUUGUGAUUUGUUGGACCCCUGGUCAAGUUGUCCUCCUCUUGGAUGGUCUUGGAUGCACCCAGUGUAAUGUCCUGGCUGUUGAGAAAUAUUUCCUUCUCCUUGCUGAGAUAAACUCUGUCAUUAAUCCUAUUGUAUACUCCUAUCGAGACAAUGAGAUGAGGAUUACCUUCAAGCGCAUCCUAUGCUUCUGCUGCAACAGGGGGUCAAAAUACUCGCCUUCAGUUAAGUCAACAAAUACGGAGAGGAGAAUAUUGGCUGACAAUGGGCAUUUGGUACGAGACUCUUCCAUUUAGAGUAAUAUUCGCACCUGACUUUUCAGAGCAAGAAGAUUGCACAUGGGGCACUUUCCAAAGAUACCACAAACGAUACGUAAAAGCCUGUUGAACACGGGAUGAGUGGAAUUUUGUCUGGACUCUACUAUGGAGAUCUGUAGCUCCAUUUGUUAUACACCAUCAAGAAGAAAAUGAGUUGCAGAGUUUAGUCAUGGGACUAAACCAUGAUCUUGUUUGGAAAUGUGCACCAGCAUGAACAAAUUUGCAGUUAUAGAGUGGACGUAAUUAUUCACCUAGUAUAUGGAAUUUACGUGACUAUUCAUAUCAGCUGUUACUACUUACAACUGUUGAUGCAACUUUACUUUUGACUUAGAUUUUUGUCUUCGAUACAAACAAAUUAGAAGUUUUUACCCGUAAAGGUUAAAGAGUUAGCGGCAUAAUUAAUAUCUCCCAUUGCAAAUAGUUUAUUACAUUGCAUAACAGUAGAAAAUAUUUUUUUACAAAGGGCAAACGGAAAUUAAAUACGGAGCUGCAGGAUGCAAAAGGGAAUGUUUACAGCUAUGUCAUGUUAAUAUUUUAGUAUUUCAUUUCUGAUUGGCUGUCAAACACUGAAUCAAAACGUACGGAAGUUCUGUUUCUUUUUCUCUUGCAUCAAGUAUACCCAUUAUAUGAACUACUUCUCACUGCCUUCUUAGAAAGCUCUUUCACCAGGUCAUUCUAAACUAUCCAACUCUUUGGUAAAUCUUUUUGUUUUGAACACUAAGCAAUAUCAGUAGAUUGCUAAAAGCCAUGGUGCAACAAAUAAUAAACAAGAGGAUGUAAAACAGUGGGAGUUGCUAAGUCAUUGUAUGUCACAAUACAGCUAUUUCAAAAUACAGAGGGAACAGGAAGACGUAAAAUGAUUAAAGAGGAGAAAGUGUUAGGAAAUGUGACAGGGGUUUGGUAAACCUGGGAGCUUUGUGGCAAAACGAGGCAUUCCCUGCCACCUCUCCCCACCCUCCAAAAAAAAUGUUAAAUCUCCAAAGCCUAAUAUUAUGACAAUCGUGGGACCUACUUACCACACUGUCUGGGACUGUCUCCUUCCUGCUCUCAAAUGGGCAAGUAAUUGGGGGUGGGGAUCACAAAGGAUCCCAGGUUAACUUGUAGAGAAGAGCUGUUCUGAAGCAACAGUAAUGAAUAAAAAGGUAUAUGUGGUAAAAUAAAAUUAGAACAUAUAAGUAUGUUUUAGGAUGGCCUAUGGAAAGUAGUUGGAUGGUUUAUACAUGACAACAUUUUUGGAAUGUUAUAUGGAACAAGAAAUGUCAUUUUGUACAAAUGGAGACAAAUUUUAAAGAGGAAAUAUCUCUUACUUCGUGAAAGUGGAGACAAAUUUAAAAGAGGAAAUAUCUUACUUUGUGAAAGUGGUUUGGCCAGGCUUCAAAGGGUUUGAUAUUUUUCUAGCGGGAUAUUAUGGCAGAAACAAAGCCUCUGAAACCCAAUUCUGGCAUUUUAUACCUGCUACUUAGGCAGCCUUGUAUAAAGAUGUGAACGGUUUCUCCUGUAAGCAAA